Podarcis lilfordi (Lilford's wall lizard) is the source of this 46994-nucleotide messenger RNA. NCBI's taxonomy places the organism in Eukaryota, Metazoa, Chordata, Lepidosauria, Squamata, Lacertidae. The record is from the annotation of a GenBank genome assembly.
AUGGAUGUAAGUACUGUACAGUAAAAAAACGGAUAAUUCUCAGAGGCAACUGCCCAGAGCUUUGCUAAUUGACUGGAGAAUCCUAUUCCACUAGCCUAGGGGAAUACACCAGGUUUCUGGAAAAUAUUCAUUGGUCACAGGGAUUAAAGAAGUUUAGAGCUGAGUAUUUGGUGUUCUCCUUCAGUGCAGGACUCUUCUUUUAACUGUAACACUUUAUUGAGCAUUUUUAAUAGUUUUACUCUAUUGUUUGUAAGUUUUUUUCCCCAUUGAAGAAACACAACACACAUUCAUAAAAUAAAAAAUUCUGUCGCCUAUGUGGCAAUGCAGAAAACAAGGGCUGUAGCUCAGUGGUUUUGCAGUGCAGAAAAACCUCAGUUAAAUCCCUGGACUCUCUAGGUAAUUGUACACCAGGCGCUGUGCAGACCACAGGCUCGCCUGAUUUACUUUAGGUGGCAUCCAACUAAGGCCUACUCACAGGAGACCCAUUAAUUUAAUCAUAGCCAUUAACUACAAUGAGUCUACUCUUGAGCUGGACUUAGUGUUAGAUGCAACCCAUUGGUGUCAUCCCCACCCACCAGAACUGCAUGCAAGAUUCCCAACCAGAGCCCAGAGCCAUCUGCAAAAGGCAUUCAUUAAAAUUAAUACAGUGUUCGUUUCAGACUAGGGAUUUGUUAGCAGCACUAGAACUGAACCAAGUUCACAGUCCAUUCACACAGAAAUCCACACCUGGUCAGUUUUCUUCAUUUCAGCCACCUAAUUUAGGUGUGGAAAGUUGGUAGUGUUAAAGGCAAUUGGGAGUCGGAAUCCGCUUGCCAAUGAUCUACUGCAAAUUACUCAGAAAGCUAUCUUCUGGCCACCUCUCUUGAAUUACAUGGACUGGUGUUCUGGCUCAAUAAGGCAGCACCCUAUGACCUCGGCCAGACAGAAGUACUGUUUCUGGGGGACGGGGGGCAGGCAGGUGUGGGGGACUUCCUGUUCCUGAAGUACCAGAUGCACAGACUAUGGGGUCAUUUUGGACUCACAGCUAUUCAUGGCAGUGCAGGUUAAUUCUGUGUCUACCAGCUCCAUCUGGUAGGCUGGCUGAGACCCCCUACCUGUGUCAGGUUUCACCGGAAUGGUACAUGCUCCAGUUAUCUCCCUCUUGGAUUACUACUAAUAAUAAAUAAAUAAAUAAAUUUUAUUUAUACCCCGCCCUCCCCAGCCAAGGCUGGGCUCAGGGCGGCUAACAACCAAUAAUAAAAACAAGUUGAUUGAAUACAACUUAAAAAACAAGAUUAAAAUACAACAUUAAAACGUUAAAAUGCAGCCUCAUCAUAGGAGGAGAAAGGAAAAAAAGAAAGAGGGGGAAGGAAUCAAACUGACUCCAAGCCAAAGGCCAGGCGGGACAACUCUUACAGGCUCUGUGGAAAAAAAUCAGAUCCUGCAGGGCCUUGGUCUCAAGAGACAGAGCGUUCCACCAGGCCGGGGCCAGUGUUGGCUCUGGUUGAGGCUAAUCUAACUCCCUUAGGGCCCGGGACUUCUAGGGUGUUGCUAUUUAUGGACCUUGAGGCACUCCGUGGGGCAUACCAGGAGAGGCGGUCCCGUAGGUAUGAGGGUCCUAGGCCGUGAAGGGCUUUAAAGGUCAAAACUAGCACCUUAAACCUGACCCUGUACUCCACCGGGAGCCAGUGCAGCUGGGAAAGCACUGGGUGAAUAUGCUCCCAUGGCAGAGACCCCGUGAGGAGCCUCGCUGAAGCAUUCUGCUCCCGCUGGAGUUUCUGGGAGAGCUUCAAGGGCAGCCCCGCUUAGAGCGAAUUACAGUAGUCAAGCCCGGAGGUGACCGUGGCAUGGAUCACUGUGGCCAGGUUGGGGCGGGAAAGGUAAGGGACCGACUGCUUGAUGCAGCGAAGGUGGAAAAAUGUCACCUUGGCUGUUGCUGUAACCUGCGCCUCCAUGGAAAAGGAGGCGUCAAGGAUUACACCCAAACUCUUAACGGAAGGCAAUGGCACUAAUUGGGCCCCCGCAAGAGAAGGGAGUUGAUCCCUCAUCCCCAUACCAUCCCGACCCACCCAUAGGACCUCUGUCUUCGAAGGAUUUAGUUUCAUUCAGCUCCCACAAAACCAUCCAGCCACAGCUUCCAAGCAUCUGGUCAGUGUGAUCGUCUGCAAUGCGCUUUACAUGGGGCUACCUUUGAAGGUGACUUGGAAAUGUGGCAGCUAGGCUAGUGACUGGGAGUGGCUGCCAGAACCAUAUAACACCUGUCCUAAAAGAUCUAUAUUGGCUCCCAGUACAUUUCCGAGCACAAUUCAAAGUAUUGGUGCUGACCUUUAAAGCCGCAAACAGCCUCAGGUCUGUAUAUCUGAAGGAGCAUCUCCACCCCCAUUGUUCAUCCCGAACACUGAGGUCCAGCUCCGAGGGCCUUCUGGUGGUUCCCUUGCUGCGAGAAGUGAGCUAACCAGGAACCAGGCAGAGGGCCUUCCCGGCAGUGGCACACGCCCUGUGGAACGCCCUCCUGUCAGAUGUCAAACAGAUAAACAACAACACAACUUUCGGAAGACAUCUGAAGGCAGCCUUGUAUCAGGAAGUUUUUAAUGUCUGAGGUCUCACUGUGUUUUUAUGUUUUGUUGGAAGCUGCCCAGGGUGACUGAGGAAACAAAAUUAUUAUUACCACUACUACAAGUAAUUGUUGUAGUAGUAUGUUCCUUAAUGCAAAAAUUAAAAUUAAAAAAUACAGUGGAUGUUUACCAGAAAAAAUGAUAAAUGCUGAACACAACUCAUUGGGCUUUCCAAUGCAGCUGUACUGUGAAUACAUAGAGGAAGAGGAAAAGGAGAGAAUUACUAGAUGGUGGCUAUGCCUUAGGUGGCUAUGCAGAGUCACUGGCCUUGUUUGCAUGCCAUGCCGAGCCAUGAUUUUGCUCCGUGUGAAUGUGCAGGCUCCUGGAGCAGAGUUUUGCUUCUUCCUGGCAGUUCUACUGCUGAGCUUAGCUAAACUAUGGCUUUGCUUGGCUGAGUUUGUUGUUCAAACCUUGUGGUUUAGUCAGACAAACCACAAGCCGUAACAUACAGGGCAAACCAUGGUUACAGCUCAGGGUUUGGGGAGACUUAAACCAUGAACCCAGAUUCAGAUGCCAUACUAAGCAAAGCCAUGGCUUUGUGCAGCGGCAGAAUGGCUGAGGAAGAGCAAAGCAGCUGCAAUCUCCUCUCCUGGUCCUAGCGACAGGCUUUGGUCUUUCAAAUUUCAGUGACACACUGCGCGAGGCCAAAAUUUGGCACACACAUCUGCCUCUCACCUUCCGUCAAUUCACUAUGUUAUAGUUGCCAAGUCCUGUAGCACCCUCUUGUGUUGGUGGCCAGUGAAGCAGAACUGGUUGCACUGCCCCAAAACCGCCUCUGCUGGACCCCACCUUUGUGCUAAGCCAUGGUUUGGCUUGGUGUGAUGUCCGAACCAGGCUACUGAGUCGUUUUGACAUCUUAAGAUAAAGUAACAUUUUGGUGACACCCAUUAGCUUCAUGUUCAAUACAGCUGCAUAGGAGUGCAGAAGUUCAGUCUCAAUUUGAAAAAAACUUUCACACAGGUUCGUACAAGGGAACUGUAGCAUAUGAAAGGGGAGAGGGACCCACAAGCCAGAAAAGGGUAUGCAAUAAAUAGAGCCGGUGUGGUGUAGCAAAGGGUCAGACAAGGUAGACCUGGGUUCAAGACACCUCUCGGCUGUGACCCUCUUUCUGUGAAUGAAGUUUUAUUCCUGCCCUGGCACUGGUCAGGGAGGAUCCGCCCUCACCUCCCCAACUCCAAGCAUCUGGAGCUGGGUCUAGGGAGGCAGCAGGUCAUUCCUUGAGCUGCCCUUCUGAGGCUCUUCUAGCAGAGGUAGGUUUAGGGGAUCACAUCUGGUUAACCCAUACUGGGUGUCGAGCCAAGAGGGUGCUGCAGAGGGCACCUCGGCAAUGGACGUUAGUAAGGAAACACUGUUUUGAACGCGCUUUAAAAAUCCAACACCAGAUGGCACCAGAGAGUAAAAACAAAUUUCUACACAAUUUUCCAUAGCGGUUUUUUUUCUUUUUUGUUAUAAUAAUUUAAUUUCUGAGUUAUUUAUAGCGUUGUAGUCCCUGUCCCCCCAUCCCCCGUGUGUAGUUCCACCCAAUGACUUAGAAUGGAAGGCAAGAGGUGGGCGGGGGCUACCAAAUUUUUGGCAUUGCACAGAGCACUGCUGAAAUUUGAAAGCGCGAAGUCCACCUCUUGAUUCUAAAAAGGAGGACUUCUAGGGUGACUCUCCAUAGCCACCCCCUCUCCAGGCCCAUCCUUGAGAGGAGAUACAGUACAUCCUGCCUCCUCCGCCUCCAAGGCUGAGACUGGAGCUCCUCACACUUGGUGGAAUAUUUGCCACGGUGAGUGUAGCAAUCAAAUUGGGGGCACCGUACACAACUUCAGUGUGUCUCUAAUUUCUAGCACUGUGAGAGAGGGAGAGAAAUUAUUCUCUUAUUUUUGACAGCAUGUAUGGCAGGUCUGAUGCACUUUACUGCUGAUAGAGCAAUAUGUGCCAUUUGAGUUUGUGCUUCUCGCUGGCAAUUUCUUUCACUUGUCCUGCCUAGGCCUCAGGCUGCUGCCUCAUUUUACUGCAAGGUAAUGCCUUGCUCAGCUACGGAGAUAUGGAUUCAGCCAGCAAUCUGUGCUGUAAAAGGACAAGGUGGGGAAGUGGGCUUUAAAUAGGACGGAGCCACCGCUGAGGAAUUGAGGUCAGCACACAAACAUGAGUCUGAAAAAGGAAGCAGGGAUUGGGGGGGGUGCGGAGUGAGCAGUGCAGUCCUUUUUUUUCUUUUUGCAAAUGGCAGUGUGUGCAUGCAAAGCUUUAUGGAAGGGGGAAAGACAAAAAGAGAAGUAAUAGAGCUCAAAAAGACAUUAGCCUGUUUUAUUGUUUUAAGGAAGUAUUCUAUACUUAUUUUACAAGAAGACUCCGGGCAGGUAUUGGUAUGAAAAUUUAAAAAAUCAACCACUAAUGUAAUUUUUUUUAAUACAUACAAGUUAUCUGCUUCUUUCUUUCCCUUCCACCUUCCUUUUAUGAAGUCACAACUCUCUCCAGAUGCAGAAUGGUGUGAACAAACGUAAUAUGUGAACUAGUGCCACACAAACACUCUUCCUAGCGUUUUCAUCAGUGCUCCAUCACUACUGCUAUUAGGGAUAUUGCCAGAAGCUAUCUGUGUAGAACCCACAUUCCAGAAUGGAAGAUGGUUGUGUUCUCUGUAAGAAUUGUUUCUUAUCUAAUGAAGUUACUCUGUUAGUACUGACAGCAUUCAAUGCCUACUUUUGAUUGAUAGAUAGAUGUUGCUAUGUGAAAACCUAUCUAUGAUUUUGUUCUGUAUUCAUGGAAAUAAGUCAUAAACUUUAUUUUAUUUUAAAGGGUGCACUUACAAACUGGAACUGGAACCAGUCUCAGAAGCGAUGAAUGAACAAAAAAGUGUUACUGCAUCAGUAAGAGUUUGGAUAUCCUGUAAUAAGGCUUGCCUAUUGCUACAGCCACUUGGAACGUCAAGUGUUUUUCAAGGUGUGGGUGUAAUUCUUACCUGCACCAGGUGAAAUCUACUUCCAACCUUUUUUGUUGUUGUUUAGUCGUUUAGUCGUGUCUGACUCUUCGUGACCCCAUGGACCAGAGCACGCCAGGCACUUCUGUCUUCCACUGCCUCCCGCAGUUUGGUCAAAGUCAUGCUGGUAGCUUCGAGAACACUAUCUAACCAUCUCGUCGUCUGUCGUCCCCUUCUCCUUGUGCCCUCCAUCUUUCCCAACAUCAGGGUCUUUUCCAGGGAGUCUUCUCUUCUCAUGAGGUGGCCAAAGUAUUGGAGUCUCGGCUUCAGGAUCUGUCCUUCCAGUGAGCACUGAUUUCCUUCAGAAUGGAUCGGUUUGAUCUUCUUGCAGUCCAUGGGACUCUCAAGAGUCUCCUCCAGCACCAUAAUUCAAAAGCAUCAAUUCUUCGGCGAUCAGCCUUCUUUAUGGUCCAGCUUUCACUUCCAUACAUCUCUACUGGGAAAACCAUAACUUUCAACCUUACACAGGACAUUACAACCCACCUUCUCUACAAUCCCCCAGCCAGGUAGUGCCAUCAGAGCAGGACUUUGUGGUAGAAAUCCAGAACCCAUUCGGCAGUAUGUAGAUAAGAGGGCCCCCACCUGCAGAGAGUGUGUUGGAUGAGGAGGGUCUUGGGGAAAUCAGUGUUCAAAUUUCCACAAAGCUAUGAAGUUCAUUGGGCGACCUUAACCUAUUCACUGCCGCUUAAACCAAACCUACCUCACAGAGCUGCUCUGAGGAUACAAUGGGUAUGCCACCUUGAGACUAGUGGGAGGAAAGGUGGGGUAUAAAAGCAGAAAUAGAUAAAUAAGUCUAUCUAGACCAGAAGUUAUGGGUGCAUUUCAACUGGUUUUUUGUUUUUUAAAAUUUUACUACUAAUUUUAACUGUCUUUUGGAAUAUUUUUAAUUACUUUGAUGGAUAUUUUUAAUAUUUUAUUUUUUUUGUCAGCCGCUUAAAGAGGUUGAAAUUAAUUCAUUGUGUAAUAUUGCUGUGGUACCACCAGAUGCUGCAGCAUCGAUAAAGCUGCUGGCGCAUUAGCGGGGGAGGACCCUAACGAGAUUCCUGCAUUGCUCGCGGGUUAGACUAGAUGACCCUCAGGGAGCCCAUUCCAGCUCUCAAGGUUCCGUUUCCUUAAACAAAACAAAUCAUUUUAGCCCAGGGUCCAGAAUCGCCCCUUGAAAAGUCGCAGCCACCAGUUUCUGCUCUGAAGCGGAGGUACGGCAGAGUGCAGAUUUUGCUUUAUAAAGAGCCUACAUCUCCCGACAAGCACCGGGAGGGGGAGGGCGGGCGGGCGGUGAGAGAGCGAGGGGCGCGUGACGUCAGGGCGUAGGCCCCCUCGGACUACAGCUCCCGGCACCCUCCGCUCCUUUCCCUCUUGUCCGUAUAAACUAUGCCUCGCUCGCUCCGACCCCGAAAGAGGGCGGCCGUUUCCUGUCAGCUGUUGUCACGUGACCCAAAGGGGGGAAACAAAAAGCGGGGGCUGGGAGGAGGAGGGCGCGGGACGCUGGCGACGGAGACGACGAGGCCGCUACAGCUCGGUGAGCCUCAGGGCAGCCCUUUCCCCCUUCCUUGGAAGGUGGGCGGUUGAGGCCUGCCUUGCCCGCGGGGGGGGGGGGGGGCGGCGGCGGGGGGCUGACGGGUUUGAGUGGGUGACGACUGCUCCACCUCAGGCUGCAGCUCGUGGAGGGCGGGGGGGGGGGGCGAAGGGAAUACAGGUUUAAAUCGCCUUGAAACGGCAACAGAAGCGCGCCCUCCCCCGCAAGCAGAAAGCGGCACAUCAGGGUGCGUGGGCAAGUACUAGCUUUCCUCAUGCGAGGGGAGGGGACUUGUGGCUCCACACACACAAACAUACUGUACUGUAUAUGUACAUGUGUUUGUAUUUGUAUAUGUAUAUGUAUAUGGAGAGAGGCCUCCCCAGCUGCCCCCCCCCCGUGGUCCCCAACCUUCUUCGUUCAGGUUUACUUGGCAUGGUGUAUUGUUGUGAGUUUUGGGGAACUCCAGAGUUCUUUUUUUUUGUGGCCGCCACCACUUUGGCACAGAUUUGCCUCCUCUGAAACCGUCCCUCGGUUGGGGCACCAAUGCAAAGGGAAUUUGUGGAGCCCGCAGCCCACUUGUGCAGGAUUCUGUGGGCCAUUUGCAGGUGACAACCCACAGGUUGGGAAACGCAGGUAUAGUAGUAGCCCCCCUGGGCUGCCUCGGGGCCCUACUCCAUCUUUAUGCUACUGGCCGUAAGUCAGGCUUGGGAAUGCGGUGGUGCCCGUUGAGACCUGCUGCUUCCUAGCCUGUGCUGUUGGUUGUCUUCAGGUUCCCCCAAUGCAUUUAUACAGCUGCCAGUUAAAGGUCUGCUCUUGUUCCAUUUAAGGAAUUUUCCCCUUCAUCCCACUCCAGUCCCACCUUCUUUUUCAAACACAAGUACCCAUCCCACACCUGCCUGCUUUCAUGCACACACAUACUCAGCAGGUUCCCCAUGUGUGUUCUGUGUGCUUUAACAUUUUAAUAUGUUCGCCUCUCCCUUUACACACAUUUUUCCAUAUGUCCUUGCAUACCGCAUGGAUGAAUAUUCUCUAUAUAUAGUAUUCCCCCACUAAAUGAGAGCUCCUUCUAAUUACCGUAUUUUUCGCUCCAUUGGACGCACCGGACCAUAGGACGCACCGGAUCAUAGGAGGGGGAGAACAGGGAAAUUUUUUUUUCUUGUUCUCCCCCUCUAAAACAAGGUGCGUUCAAGGUACAUUCACCAGAGCUUGUGGGGCUGGCGGUGGGGGGAAGCGCUGCUUUCCCCCACCGCCAGCCUCAAAGAUCCCUGAAGCCUUUGGAGCGCAGUGCCCCGCUGCCCUGCACAGGUUUGCGCGCAGCCGUCCCCAAGCUAGAGGAGCGAGACGGAGCCCUCCGUCUCGCUGUUCUGGCUUGGGAACAGCCUUGCUAGCUUCUGCAGGACAGCGGGGUGAAGGCACCCCGCUGCCCUGGAGAGGUUGAGCGCGCAGCUGUCCCCAAGCUAGAGCAGCGAGACGGAGCCCUCCGUCUCGCUGUUCUGGCUUGGGAACAGCCUUGCUAGCUUCUGCAGGACAGCGGGGUGAAGGCACCCCGCUGCCCUGCAGAGGUUUGCGCGCAGCCGUCCCCAAGCUAGAGCAGCAAGACGGAGCGCUCCGCAGUGCUCCAUCUUCCUGUUCUGGCUUUGGGCUUAGCGGCGCAGCCUGCAUUCGCUCUAUAGGACGCACACACAUUUUCCCUUAAUUUUUGGAGGGGGAAAUGUGCGUCCUAUAGAACGAAAAAUACGGUAUAUUGUUUUCACUUCUACAUCAGUAUAGUGGUUUGACUUACCACUUAAUUUUUUUUUGCAGUUCCUCUAAUUAUGAUUUUCUCCUAAGUUUCAUUUCUUCAUACCCCUAAGGUUUCUACAGUAGCUACACCCCUGUAGUUUUAUAUCUCUGUGAUGUCCCUUGUAUUAAAUAGUAGUUCCUUAGUUAUUUUCCGUUUCAGUCUCAACCUAUGAUGGGAUUAUCUUCUUUUCUUUCUCCCACUCUCACUGUUUCCUCUGCUAGGGGACGUUCACCUCCUGGGAACAUAGGAAGCUGCCUUUUAGCAGGUUAGACUACCUACCCAUCUGUGUGAUGCAGCAGCAAAAAAAGCUAAUCCUAUUCAUCACCAGAGGUAUAGUGUCCUGAUCAAGGGAAGUAAUACUUCCACACUAUUCUGCCUUGGUCAGACCCAACCUGGAGUACUUUGUCUAGUUCUGGGUGCUACAAUUUAUUUUUUAUUUUUUUGGCGGGUUUUACAAUUUAAGAAGGAUGUUGACAAGCUGGAACGUGUUCAGGGGAGGGCAACCAAGAUGGUCAAGGGUCUGGAAACCAAGCUUUUUGAGGAGCAGUUGAGGAACCUGGGUAUGUUUAGCCUGGAAAAUAGGAGACUGAGAGGAGAUACUAUAACCAUCUUCAAAUAUCUGAAGGGCUGUCACAUGGAGGAUAGAGCAAGCUUGUUUUCUCCUGCUCCAGAGUGUAGCACUCGAACCAGUGGCUUCAAGUUACAUGAAAGGAGAUUCUAACUAAAUAUUAGGAAGACUUUUCUGGUGGUAAGAGCUGUUUGGCUGUGGAAUGGAAGGUGGUGGAUUCGCCUUCCUUGGAGGUUUUAAGCAGAGGUUGGGUGGCCAUCUGUCCUGGAUACUUUGGUUUAGAUUCCUGACCAACUUCCAACUUUACAAUUCUAGGAUUCUCUGAUCUAUCCCAGUGUUGUCCACUCUGACUGGCAAUGACUCUUCAGGGUUUCUAGUCUUUCCCAUCACCUGUCACCAGACCCUUUAUCUGGAGAUGCCAAGGACUGAACAUGAACAAAGCAUGUGUUUUGCCACUCCUUCAUCUCUCCUAUUGUUUUCCUCCCACAAGCUUUUAGAAGGCCUCACUUUGGCCCUAUUUUAGAUGGAUUCAAAUAAGACUUUGUGCAGGAGCUUUGCCUUUUCUUUCUUAGCAUGCUAUGUGUAAGUUCUUCUCACAGUAUGGUGGCUUUCCUGCUUAGGUUCAGCCUCUUGUUGGGGAAAUAUUGUAAUGUUAUGCCAGGUGAUUUCUGAACGCAUUGUAUUCUGAAUUUUGAGCAUUGAGGAAUAUUGUAGCAUUCUACGUUUGGGGCGUCUUCUUUAUUGGGCUGCGUUGUCUACAUAAUUCUUUCCCUGACUCAUGUAUUGUUUCAUAUGUUCUUUUAUCCCUGAAUAAUAGGUGUUGAUUUCAUAGCCAUAAUCUAAUUCCCAGCUACCAAACUGAAGUCAUGAUCUUGCAAAUAUAUCUUGCAUUUAAGCUUUGCUCGCUGGUUUACAUGUUUGCUUCAGGUUGUGUCCAACUGUGAUCUUUAGGCUACUUGGCAUUCUCAUGAAAUGAAUGCUGAAAUGAGUCUCAUGUCAUUGGUGCAGAGAAAUGAAGUGUGAAGCCCCCCAAAUUUUGCUGUCCUGCAAUUGCAAUCAUCUCUGAUCAUUCACUGUGCUGGAUUGGGCUGAUGGAAGUUUAGGUCCAACAAAAGCUUGACGUCACCAUGUUGGCUACCCUUACAUCAGUUGGAGAAUAUAGUAAUAAUAAUAAUUUAUUAAUUGUAAUAAUAACUUAUUAUUUGUACCUCCACAUUUGACUGGGUUGCCCCAGCCACUCGGGGAGGCUUCCAGCAUACAGUAGUAUCUCGGUUAAGCACUUAAUUCGUUCCGGAGGUCCGUUCUUAACCUGAAACUGUUCUUAGCCUGAAGCAACACUUUAGCUAAUGGGGCCUCCUGCUGUCGCUGUGCCGCCAGAGCAUGAUUUCUGUUCUCAUCCCGAGGUAUUAUUUCUGGGUUAGUGGAGUCUGUAACCUGAAGUGUAUGUAACCCGAGGCACCACUGUAUAUAAAAACAUAAUAACACAUUAAACAUUAAAAAACUUCCCUAUACAGGGCUGCCUUCAGAUGUCUUCUAAAGGUUAUAUAGUUAUAUAGUUACUCAUUUCCUUUACAUCUGGUGAGAGAGCGUUCCACAGGGUGGGCACCAGUACCGAGUAGGGCCUCUGCCCAGUUCCAUAUGUUCUCAGUCAUAUAUUAUAGGAAUGGUACUUUAUAGGCAAGAAGGAGGCAAUCAAAGUUUAAAAAUUUAAAGUCUGCUUCUUUAGGCUCUUUAGUCCUUUGGUCUUGGCUGGUUCACAGGCCUGCAGAGGCUCUGUGACCCUCCUCCUCCCCUGUAGCAUCCAUUCAGGAACUCAGUAGGCACAGUUCUUCCUCCUCCAGUAAGGAACUGGGAGAACCUGCAGUAAUUACAUGCAGACCUCUGGUCCAGGAGUCAAAUGUGGCCCUUCAAGGCUGUUUGUUUGGCCCUUGGGGCUCUUUCCAGAGCAUUCCUACUCCCCAAGCCACACUCUUCACUGUCCCUGUUCUGUACACUCUUUAGAUGCUUUUGCCUGGCUGGAAUGGAGAGAGGUGUGCCUGUGUGUUCAUGUGUGUAGAAAACUUUGGCUUUUGUAGAGGCUGGAAUGUUGCCUGCUGUACAAAGGUAAGAGUUGCACCUAUUGCUCAAGCCUCAUUUGCCUUUGGCUCCUCUUCUACUGGCAGGUGGCACCUGGAAGGUUGUUGCCUAUAAGGAAAUGUGGCCCUUGAGCAGAAAAAGCUCCCCCACCCCCCGUUGUAUAGCAUUACUUGUGAUGGGGUGCUCCUUUGAAGCAGGAAGGUUAUAGUGGGCAAGCAGGUGAUCUAGCCCACUGUUGGAAAUAAGAAACUGACCGCAAUUAUGAUGACUUGUUGCAGGUGCUGCAUUAUAACAGCUUUGUUUAUUAGUGCCACAACUCUUAACGGCGUCGUGAUAGCAAGCCAAGAAAACUUCAGGUGUUGGUUGGUUUUGGGUUGGUUUUUUUUUAAGCUGCCCCAUAGUGUUACCUUCCACUGAGUUAUAGAGAUGGUUGCAGUUACUAUUGUUUUUUAUAUGGAAUCUGUAUUAGAAGUUACAGUACUUUCAUGCAUGUGUGAAUAUGUAGUUGUCUUGUAUACUCCUGCAUGCGUUUGUCUCCCUAUGAGACCAUUCAACUUUACUUGCCAUUUGGAUGCCAGAGUUUUGAAGUUUCUUGAUCUCUUUGAGAGCGUGUGCAUUUAUGUGAGGCAGAGACUCUCACACAGGAAGUUCCUUUUUAUUAAUAUUGCUGGAAUCUGCAAAAUAGGCAACACAAGAAAAAUCUCUUAAGUCCUUGUACUGAAAUAGUUUACACAACAUAGUUGUGUGAAUUUGGAUUCUAGCUUCAGUUUCUUUUGGCCUAUUUUUAGCUCUAGAAAGUUGUUUCUUCGUAAACGAACUGGAUACUCUGUAAUGUUUUGACUGGAUUAAAAUGUAGUAGUGUUCUAGGAGGAAAUUCAGAAAAUUAAUAGCAGUUAAGGGGAGUUGUUCUAAAGCAAUCUUUUGGGGUGUGCUAUUAUUUUACUCAUUUUAAAAUUUCAUUUUAUAUAUGUUUUCCUGAGGCAGCUUAGUACUGCCUUCCAAAAUUGUGAAAGGCCUUGCAAAUUGUUAUGAUUCAACUGUUGCUUGAAAUGGAACUAUUUUUGUAAAAUUGAUUUUAGGAUUUGGUUCUAAGGCUUGACAGGACAUUCCCUUUUCUCUCUGUGUGAAACUGUUUCAAGCAAUAGCUGAAUUAGAUGUAUGAGAAGUUUUUCUCAAUCACUUUUAAUUUUUCUGUUGGCUUAUUGAGAGAGGCUCCGGGCUGAUUCCCCCCUCAAACACCCCCCCCCAGUGUAUUUUCAAUAAAUAGCAUCCAGUUUGCAGGCAGACCCAAAUUACAGGAAAGCCUUGGGUUUGAGUCUACAGAGGUAAGGGUCUCUUCACUCUUGUCUAGGUGAAGGCCAUCUUAAAAAGAAGGCAGUAACGUCAUCUUUCUACCUUCUUCCCAUAACUCAGUUAUAAUAAAUGACUGCUCCCUGCCUGCUCUAUGCCAAUAUAGGCUCUAUUAUAGACAGACAAAUGUUGACUGUAGUAUUUGGGGUUUUUUUAGAUUGAAGAAAUGUAUUAACAUUGCACCUUGAAAGAAGCCUUUGCCUGUUUAUAAGGACUAAAAAUACUUUUUAAAAGCAAGUACUUAUUCAUUACUGGUGGAAGUUACUGAUGUCAAUGAUUCUUAACAGAUGGUUGGAAGCAAAUGUUGGAUUGCAGAAAAUGUCUGCUGUGCCCCCAAACUGUUGGUAGUGGGUGUUGAGAACUACAGUGUAGCCUUUUAGUUCAGAGAGUUUCUGGCCUGAAACUGGGCUACUGGACAACCCCACAUUUGUUUUUAAGGCAUUUAGGUUUGAAAGAAAGAAUAAGCCUUUGAGCUAGGUUGUUCCGGGGCAGCCAUAUUUUCUCAGCCAGCCUAACAUUACCAGCAGGUCUGAGCAGGUCUUCCAGAACAUUGAGGCUCUGUAGCCACUCUGAAAUAUGCUGAUGAUACCCUUCAUCCCCCUGAAACAGGCUAGUUGUAGGAGAGCAAAAAUUUGGAGAGUGAGAAAGUUGCUGCUUUUGCAUUUGCCUUUGCACUCUCCUCCACUGCCCCUUUUUUUUACUAUCAAGUUUCAUUUCAACUUCACUAUAUAGGGAACAUCCAAGGGGCAUGAAUGGAGAUAAAAUAAGCUAGCAAAAACUGGAGAAUUAUUAAAAUACGUGGCUACAAUGCUUCUGAAUUGUCCAAAACAUGACAUAUCUACAGCUGAACAAGCUGCUCUCAAGAGCACUGGUUCCUAAAGGACGGCCACACAUGACGGAAGCUAAAAGAAGAAGCAUCUGUCUACCUGCCUCAGGCUCCUUGGCAUCUCUAGCUCAUGCACUGAUAUAAUUUUCUCCGCAAGAGGUUUGGUAGGAAUCAUGCGGAGGCUUGUGGGGUUGGAACUAUUCCCGGCUGAGUAAAUAUACAGAUUGAUAUAAUACCUCGGGUCAUUUAGCUCCUGGGUCACAGUCCCAAAGUAAAUGUUUUUUCAGAGGCAUUACUGCAUCGUCAUCCUAAAAAGAUGGGCACAAAUUCAAGGGGGGGGGGGACGACUUGUCAUUGCCAAACAAACAAAGAGGUUCCAGUGUACACAUUGGUAGCAGUACAAAUUUCAUUUGCCUGCAGGGGUGUUUUGUAUUCCAGAAAACUUUGGAUUUUGUUCAGGAUCCACAUCUCGUUCCAGAAUUCCAAAGUGAUGCAGGGCUUUAUCCCUUAACGUUGUUUUCUUUAUGACUCUUAUCUUCUGCCUGCUGUCUCCUGCACGGGGUUUUGGUCACUGGUCAUAUCCACACCACACAUCUGAAGCACAUGGCUUCACCCUACAAUUCCUGGAAACUUCAGUUUGGUAAGGGUGCUGUGAAUUGUAGCUCUGUGAGGAGUAAAGUACAAAUUCCAGAAUUCUUUAGGGUAAGUCAUAACUGUUAAAGUGGUAUAAAUGGGCUUGAAAUGCAUGCUGUAGAUAUGGCCAACCCUCUCUUUGGUCCUAUUUGGAAUCCUUGUCUUUUUGCCCAGUGGCCUGUUUGAGGUAUUCACUGUGUGUCCUGGGGACUCCUGGGAGCUUUCAUGGGGCUGAUUUCAGAGACAUGUUGCUUUCUGCUCCCUCUUUCUCAUGCAAUGAUCAGCUUCAGGGAAGCAUUGGACCUCUUCUAAGCUGCAUAUGAAGUCCAUGCAUGGCAGUGUUGAGCCAAGUGGACCUGGGCUCUGGGGUAUCUGCCAUGAGAAUUGGCUGUGCACCCUUGGUUAGAAAAUGUGCUCCAAUAUUCUGCAAUGCACAGGGGUUCCAGAGCAGAUGCAUGUUUGUGUUGUGUGAUAUGCAAGUCAGUGUGGAAAUGUUUGCCUGAAGGUAGCAAGCUACAAAUCUGCAUGAGUAAGAAAUUAACAGAGGUCUUGAGCUUCGUUGCUGCAGCUGGAUCUUCCCAUGAGUAUCACAUUUUAUUAAAUGGCAUCUAAGAAAUGUUGGCAGCUAGAUUUUGAGGUAUAUUACUAGCCUUGGGUUUCAGGAAAAAACAUUCUGAGUAGUAGUAAAUAGCUAUCUUUUCAUGAAUAGUUUAUAAAGUACAUUAUUUGAAAUGCAAGCAGUUUCUGCUGAAGGAUAUAUAUUCUGGGGAUUCCUGAAGUCCCAAGUAGUGAUGAUCUAAAGACAGGGAUGCACAGCUCCAGGAAACCGGGUUAAAACAAUAGAAACAAACUCUGUCAUGGCAAUGACUGCUGCUUAAUAAUUGGAUAGUUUCUGCUAUUUUAAGACUCUGGAUAGAGUACCGUUUCAGGUUCUGCUGCAGUCUUUCUUUGGCAGCUUUCCAGAAACAGCUCAUAUAAUCGGUUCUAUGGGAAGAAAAAGUGGGUGUUUUUACAAUGCAACAUCUAUAUUGAAUUUCCCCUUUUAAGAUGGCAAAACUCCCAGGGUGCUAUUUGGAAAUAUUAUUCUGCUGGGCAGGUACUGUGUUUAAGCAGAAAUACUACCCACUGAAGCAUUGUAGUCUUAGCUUCAGAAGUUUAAUUUUAGAUAUGUAUUAUCAGUUGCAGCCCACAUCUUUAGACCAAAAAGGGCUGUCAGAAUGCCUAACAUAAGAUAGAACAGUGCCAGAUAUGAAAACAAUUAAGCAAGCAGUUACAAUAAUAACAAUAAAUUGACCGCAGAUUACCAAGUUGCAAGUGGUACAAAAUAAAACAAUAAGAGAGAGUAAUGUUCAGUAACUUGACAUGCAGCCUCAAAAGACCUGCUCCCCCACCCUUUCUUCAAAUAAAGCUUGCUUCCAUCCGAGGUAGGUGGGUGUAGGAUUGCAUUCAGAAUCUUUGAGAGCAAAGUGUCGCCUAGUGGCUAAGAAACUUGAGCUAUGAGCUAAGUAGCUCUUGUUCAAAUAUUGUCUGCCCCAUGCGCUCACAUCUUAAGCCAGUGUUCUGCAGCAUGGUGCCUUUCAGGUAUGUAGGAGUCCAAAUCCCAGUGGUCAGAGAUAAUGGGGAUUGUAGUCCAAAACAUCUGGAAGGCUCCAGGUUAAGGAAGACCGCCUUAAGCAAACCACUGUCUUUCAGCCUUGGUACCCCAUCUGCAGGAUAAAAGUGCUAUCUUACUGUGGUGAUACCUUAACAGGGAUAGUUGGGUUUCCUGUGAUGUCACAUCGCAAGUGUUAAAUAAUUGUUUUAAUGUGACAGUGGUUUGUAAGUUAACUACUGUUAGUGUUGUUAUAUCUCUGGAGCUUUUUCGAUAACCACUAGUGGUGGUGGGGGAUGAGUGUUCAAACCCCUGUGAACUCACUUGUGGGGUGCCUCAGGCUUCUGUCUUCUCCCCCAUGCUUUUUAACAUCUACAUGCAGCCUCUGGGAGAGAUCAUCAGGGAGUUUGGGCUGGGUGCCCAUCAAUACCCAGCUCUACCUCUUUUAAAUUGGAACCAGUGAAGGCAGUGAAGGUCCUGUUUGAGUGCCUGGAUGUGGUUGGAGGAUGGAUGGCGGCUAAUGGAUUGAGGUUGAAUCCUGACAAGAUAAAAGUACUGUUCUUGGGGGACAGGGAGUGGGUUGGUGUAGAGGACUCCCUAGUCCUGAAUGGGGUAACUGUGCCCCUGAAGGACCAGGUGCGCAGCCUGGGAGUCAUUUUGGACUUGCAGCUGUCCAUGGAGGUGCAGUUCAAUUCAGUAUCCAGGGCAGCUGUCUACCAGCUCCUUCUGGUAUGCAGGCUGAGACCCUACCUGCCCGUGGACUGUCUUGCCAGAGUGGUGCAUGCUCUAGUUGCCGUAUUUUUCGCACCAUAGGACGCACCGGACAAUAGGACGCACUUUGUUUUAGAGGGGGGAGAACAAGAAAAAAAAAAUUCUCCCCCUCUCUGCCCAGCGCCCCUUCAGCGAAGCGUCAGGAAGCGCUGCGCAGAGAGGGGGAGAACUUUCCCCCUCUUGUUUUCCCGCUCUAAAACAAGGUGCCGUUUAAGGUGCGUUCAGGCGGCUACCUUGGAAGCCUGGAAAGCAAGAGGGGUCGGUGUGCACUGACCACUCUCGCUCUCCAGGCUUCAGGUUCCUUUCGACCUGCUCUUUGGGGCUGGCGGGGGGAAGCCCAUUACCAGCCCCAAAGAACAGGUCAGGAAGCAGCGGAAAGACGCAGUGGAGAGGCUCCUGCCAUAGCCGCGCGUCACCUCUCCAGCCGGGAGAGGGUCGCGGGGCUAUGGCGUCUUCGCUCCAUAGGACGCACACACAUUUCCCCUUCAUUUUUGAAGGGGAAAAGGUGCGUCCUAUACAGCGAAAAAUACGGUAUCUCCCGCUUGGAAUACUGUAACGUGCUCUACGUGGGGCUACCUUUGAAGGUGACCCGGAAACUACAACUAAUCCAGAAUGUGGCAGCUAGACUGGUGAUUGGGAGCGGCAGCCGAGACCAUGUAACACCGGUCCUGAAAGACCUACAUUGGCUCCCAGUACAUUUCUGAGCACAAUUCAAAGUGUUGGUGCUGACCUUUAAAGCCCUAACGGCCUCAGCCCAGUAUACCUGAAGGAGCGUCUCCACCCCCAUCAUUCAGCCUGGACACUGAGGUCCAGCGCCGAGGGCCUUCUGGCGGUUCCCUUGCUGUGAGAAGUGUCGUUACAGGGAACCAGGCAGAGGGCCUUCUCAGCAGUGGCGCCUGCCCUGUGGAACGCCCUCCCAUCACAUGUCAAAGAGGUAAACAACUACCUGACAUUUAGAAGACAUCUGAAGGCAGCCCGGUUUAGGGAAGAUUUUAAUAUUUGACAUUUUAAUGUAUUUUUAAUCUUUGUUGGAAGCCGCCCAGAGUGGCUGGGGAAACCCAACCAGACGUUGUUGUUGUUUAGUCGUGUCCGACUCUUCGUGACCCCAUGGACCAGAGCACGCCAGGCACUUCUGUCCUCCACUGCCUCCCGCAGUUUAGUCAGGCUCAUGCUGGUAGCUUCGAGAACACUGUCCAACCAUCUCGUCCUCUGUCGUCCUCUUCUCCUUGUGCCCUCAAUCUUUCCCAACAUCAGGGUCUUUCGCAGGGAGUCUUCUCUUCUCAUGAGGUGGCCAAAGUAUUGGAGUCUCGGCUUCAGGAUAUGUCCUUCCAGUGAGCACUCAGGGCUGAUUUCCUUAAGAAUGGAUAGGUUUGAUCUUCUUGCAGUCCAUGGGACUCUCAAGAGUCUCCUCCAGCACCAGAAUUCAAAAGCAUCAAUUCUUCGGCAAUCAGCCUUCUUUAUGGUCCAGCUCUCACUUCCAUACAUCACUACUGGGAAAACCAUAGCUUUAAGUAUAUGGACCUUUGUUGGCAAGGUGAUGUCUCUGCUUUUUAAGAUGCUGUCUAGGUUUGUCAUUGCUUUUCUCCCAAGAAGCAGGCGUCUUUGAAUUUUGUGACUGCUGUCACCAUCUGCAGUGAUCAUGGAGCCCAAGAAAGUAAAAUCUCUCACUACCUCUGUUUCUUCCCCUUCUAUUUGCCAGGAGGUGAUGGGACCAGUGGCCAUGAUCUUCGUUUUUUUGAUGUUAAGCUUCAAACCAUAUUUUGCACUCUCCUCUUUCACCCUCAUUAAAAGGUUCUUUAAUUCCUCCUCACUUUCUGCCAUCACUGUUCUGCCAUCAACCAGAUGAGCGGGGGUACAAAUAAUAAAUUAUUAUUAUUAUUAUUAUUAUUAACCAGAUCAGGUUGCUUCUUGAGGAAUCGGAGAGUUCCCAAAAUUUGCUGUCUUAGCAACCGUAUAUUCAGUGCUUCCCAACAUCACCACCCCGAAAAAUAGGUGCUGCAACUCACAUUGAAGUUGUUACAGUAAGCCGCCAGGCGACUCAGGGCAGACUUGAGCAGAUGCGUUCACCACAUGCAGAGGGGAUAAAAACUACGGCAAGCUGUCUUCCUGGCUGGUUUGAGUCCCUGAUUCUGGUGCAGGUCAAAUAAAUACACUCCCACCUCCCUUGUUCUCUUAGAUUCAGGUGGAUGGUGAGGGCAGCUCAGAAGAGCCCUUGUGUAAAUGUGCGGUCAUGCAAUGGUAAGCACCUGGCUGGAAAGCUUAAAGCCCGCUGCUGCUACACAGGAAUUGGAUUGAAGGAAAUAAGAAUUGGCCCUGCCCUGUAGCUUGACCAAUUGUGGCUAGGAGCUAGGUGGAGUUAGAUCUUAAAAAAGUGUAGACUUGCACAUGCUGGCCAGCUUCCGUUUUGACUUGAAAUGUUCAUUUUGGGCUUCUCAGGUGUACGUAAAGGCGAGAAGUGGGCAGGGGGAGUGCUGGCCUGCAAUGGUACCUACCUGAGAGGUGCCGGAACCGCUCCCCGGCUGUAAAAAACAACAACACUUCAUCAGAUCAUUGGCAGAUAGGUACAUUAUGAUCCUGGAACAGCGAAAAAAGCGCACUGCCAGUAGUGGAGGCUGUUGCAUCAGGAGGAGGAGAACUUCAGCCUCUCCCACCUCAAUCCAAAAUCCACCAAUGCACUUGCUAUUAAUCAAAACUAGCGCAGCAAUUUAAAGGAGUCCCAUCAAGGAGGUGGAAGCACCCAUCUUGUAAGUGCUUCACUUCAGGAAUCAAAACUGGAAAUUUACUGCUGUUUUCAUUGUCUUCUGUGGAUGUGUUCAAUCUUGCUAAAAUGGAUUGGUGAAAGCGGCUAACUCUUUUUUUAAAAAAAACUGAUUUCCACCAACACUCAACCCCAAAUGGAAACUUCUGCUUUUUAAGUAUUCUGUUGGCUUGGCUGGCUACCAUUGUUGGAACCACUUUUAAUGUUCUAAUUCACUUUCCAAAAAACUUUGAGUGUACGAGCAUGUGAGAUCUUUGGAAGCCAUCCAGUAUUGUGAUUAUAAUGAGUAAAAGUGGAGGCAUUUAUUGAAAUGAUCUUUUCCCCCCACCCUUGAAAGUGUUGCAUUGGAAUAUAAUAAUGUAUGCAAUCCAGGUAAAUUUUACAUAGUGUAUGCUUGCUUUCUUAACAGAUCCCCUCCCCCCCCAGCAUGGCGUCCUCAUCAACCCCUAGAUGUAACUCAAAUUCCUUCGAGGGCUCCUCGGUUAAAAAGGCAAGUGUAUUUUCUGGUUUAAAUUAUCUUUCUCUUUUUGUUUUUUUGUUUUUUAUAUAUAUCAAUAAUAUUUCUGGACAUCUAUCUCUGAAGCCCUUAGCUGUCAUUAGUUUUGUGCUUGAGGAUCUGGAUUGUUCCUAACAUCUUUAGGUUUGUAACGUCUGUUUCUCUUAAAACUUCAAACUUAAUACCUGAAAGGAAAGGUAGGGAACACCAAGCGUGUACUAGAGCUCUGUAAUUUCUCAGCUUCCUCUUCUGAUACGAAGUUUGCAGGUGCAGGGCCAUGACAAAACUGCAUGAUCUAAUCAGUUCUUCUUUUGAUAUUAUUUUCCCCUUAGCCUGUGAAAGAUGGAACUAACUGGGAACGCAAUGAAGAAAUACCUCGUCUACCAGGGGAAACCAGAGGGACAGGUAAAAACACAGACCAACAGUUGUGCAUAAUCAAUUUCCCAAGAGCCAGUUCAAAUGUGCAGGAAGAUCCAUGAACAGGGCAAGUGGAGGAUAAUAUAUUUUAGCGUCCCCCACUAAAAUAAACUCCACUGUGUCAAGAGCUAGCACUUUCGGAAGAAUCUAGGCUGUCCUUUAUUUUAUUAUCUGAGUAUUAUUAUUUUUUUAAAAGAGCAUCUAGCUUGCAGGGUGGAAACGUGAGUGAUAGUGAGGUAUUUUCAGCUGAAAAACAAAAAUGAGCAUGAUGCUGUGAUUAGACUACUACUAGGGACAGACUGUCUCCAGCACAUAACUCCAGUGCUUAAGAGCUUGUACUGCCUGUCCCUACACUACUGGACCAGGUUAAAGGUUCUUGUAUUAAUUUGCAAAACCCUUAACAACUUGGGUCCACAAUACCUGAUCCCUUAUAUCCCUGCUUGAUCACUGAUGCCUUUGAGGGAUCAUUUAGCUCAUUGUUGCCUGCGCUGACUGGCAGUAGCUCUCUAGGGUUUCAGAUGGGAUCUCAUUCAACCCUACAUAGAGAUGCCUGGAGGGAUUGAACUGGGGACCUUUUUCAUGCAAAGCAGAUGCUCUGCCUCUGAGCUAAGAACCAUUCCCCUGUGUCCGCUGCUCUUCUCCCUACAUCCCCAAAUCUUCUGGUCCUUCUUUCUCUCUCAAGUUGUCAACAGUGGCUCCUGGUUCUGUAUAAUGCAAAAUAAUAAUAAACAUAAAUCUGUAUUGAGUUCAAGUUACUAACUGUAACUUGACCAAUUGGACAUGUGCUGGUAGCUGUCCAUUCAACCACAGCCAGGUAUUAAAAAGACCUAGCAGAAGCCAAUAUUCAAUUCCGGCGUCGUAAAGCAAUGCCCAUCUAUGCCUGAUAGACAAUACUUUCAGAAAUAAUCCUAUCAUAAUUGGACUGUGGUGGCUGUUUUCUCUUGUGCAAGUUAUCACUUUGUGCAGCUGCUAAUGUCCAUUUAACAGUCAGGAUGGGUUCCAAGUUACACUAGGGGCACUUUCAGCCAUUUGGAUUGUCCUGUGGACAGUGUUAGAAACUGAGAUAUGAAAGCUAGGAACUAAAUGGCACCUUAAACCUAGGUAAUGGGCGCAACAAUGGAAUGUCUAGGCGCACUUUUUUAGAACCAGAAUACAAAGCUGAAAAUGAAUGAACUGCAGCUGAAAUAUUAUGUUCAUUUUUCACAUGGUCUACUCCUUCCCCUGCCCACCUCUGUAAUAUUCUUAAGAGGCUCUCUUCUCCAGUCUUCAGAGAGUAGCUGAAAGUGGGGAGGCAAAAAAAGGUCCUUUCCUUUCAGCAGUGGCAGUUUUAAUCUGAAAUCUUAGGCGCAGUAUUGCGCUGAGAGCUCAGAAACUGCUUGCGCUAAUGAAAUUCCCUUUUGCAAAAUGCGCCUAGAACAGGGAGUUUUGAACACUGCCUGUGGAACUUCACAGAUCCUGCUUUUGAAAAUCCUGUGAGCUUCAAAACUCAUGUAUUACAGUAUUUAGGGUAGAGUAAGGCUGCUCAUGUGCCAAAAGCUGCUAAAGAGUACUAUGGAGAUAUGGAUUGCUUGUGGGAAGGGUAUGGAGAGAUUUUUAAAAAUUCUUCAGCAGUAUGAAAGCGCUGUACUUGCCUGUUCCUUUUUUGUAUUACCUCUUUUUUGAAAAUAAUAUAGAUAGGAAUAUUACAGCAAGGGGCAUAACACGGCAGUAGAGCAUUUAUUAUUUGUUAAAUUUAUUUUCAUCUGUAGAUCUUAUGGUGAUUUACAGCAUAAAAAUACAAGAUCAAAACAUGAAAUACAUAAUAGAAAGAGGAACAGAACAAAAGACUGACACCUCCUCCCCCAGCAGACAAACACAUUUUAAAGUAUGCAGGAUGUUAGUCAGCCCAAAGCCUGGUUGAAAAGGAACAUUUUUGUUUGGCACCUAAAGGUGUAUAAUGAAGGCACCAGGUAAGCCUCUCCAGGGAGGGCAUUCCUCAAACAAGGAGCCACUGCAGAAAAGGCCUAUUCUCUUGUUGCCACCACUGGACCUCCCGUGGAGGAGGCACAGGAAGAAAGGCAUCAGAUUAUGAUCACAGGAUCUGGGUAGGUUCAUAGGAAAAGAGGGUUUGCACGUGCUUUGUAUGCAGAAGGUCCCAGGUUCAGUGCUAGCAAAAGUCUCUCUCUGGAACCCUGGAGAGUGGACCAAUAAGUGGACAUGGCAACUUUCUGCAUUCCCAAACACAAAGCCUUAUUGGGCACCUGGAGCUAUUUAGGUGGUUAUUUCCUUCUUGUCUGGUGUUUUGGAAAGUGUCAAAGCUCAGUGGCUUCUGCUUUGAAUGCAGAAGGUCUUGGGUUCAAUCUUUGGUAUCUCUAGGCAGGGCUGACAGAGACUCCAGCCUGUAGUUGAUACUAAGCUGGUCUGAUUAAGUUCAAGGCAGUUUCCUGUGUUCCUAUUUUCAAUUUCCUGCUUUAAAGAGGUAUGGCAUAUUGGUAUAAGCAAGCUCUGCCACUUAUCUGAAUUGAAAGCAAAUCCUUGCUGUUUCGUCCCAAAGAAAUAAAUAUGAUUUUUGACUGUGUUGCAAUAUUUUAAAUGUAUAACUACUGUUGCUUCCACAGACAAGGAAGUCAUUUACAUGUGCCCAUUUAAUGGACCUGUUAAAGGAAGACUAUACAUAACAAACUACAGGCUGUACUUGAGAAGUGUGGAAUCGGUAAAUACUCUAUAGCAGCAUAUCGUGGGAUGGAAGGGAUUGGUUAAAGUGGCUUAUCUGCUGGUUUAAAUUUGAUUAUAGUUGCAGUUUGCCAUGUUGAAUUUGCCUGAUUUACAAUUAUGAAUUUGCCCAGCUUGUAUUGCUCAGAUGCAAUGUGAAGCAAACACCACUUUCCCCUCACUACACCAGUGUGGUGUAGUGGUUAAGAGCGGUAGUCUCAUAAUCUGGUGAACCGGGUUCGCUUCUCCGCUCCUCCACAUGCAGCUGCUGGGUGACCUUGGGCCAGUCACACUUCUUUGAAGUCUCUCAGCCCCACUCACCUCACAGAGUGUUUGUUGUGGGGGAGGAAGGGAAAGGAGAAUGUUAGCCGCUUUGAGACUCCUUAAAGGGAGUGAAAGGCGGGAUAGCAAAUCCAAACUCCUCUUCUUCUUCUACAGCUCAGAAAGCAAAAGGGGAUUCUGCAGAGGGUGCUUUUUGACUUAAACCUAUUUUUAGUUCAUGCCUUAGACACUAGCUAGUAAGGUAAAGGAUCCUUGGACAGUUAAGUCUAGUCAAAAGUGACUAUGGGGUGCGGGACUCAUCUCACUUUCAGGCCGAGGGAGCCAGCGUUUGUCCACAGACAGCUUUCUGGGUCAUGUAGCCUGCAUGACUAAACAACUUCUGGCGCAACGGAACACCGUGACGGAAACCAGAGCUCACAGAAACACCAUUUACCUUAUCACCGGUACCUGUUUAUCUACUUGCACUGGUGUGCUUUCGAACUGCUAGGUUGGCAGGAGAUGGGACAGAGCAAUGGGAGCUCAUCCCGUCAUGCGGUCUCAAACUGCCAACCUUCUGAUCUGCAAGCUCAAGAGGCUCAGUUGUUUAGACCACAGUGCCACCCGCUAGAACUUACAUAGAGCUAAGCAGCUGACUCUGAAAAACAUUUUAAAUCCCCAAGAUGGGUGUACCAACCUGGUGAUGCUCCAGAGUCUUUGGGUAGAGGAGCUGUGUGGCUUGAGCCUCCCUGACCCAAGCAGGCUCUUUUAUCUGUGGCCUCUGUUUUUAUGACCUCUUCAGCUGACAGUGAGACAAAAAGACUUGCUCCAAGAUCUUGGGUGUUCAAUGCAAAAUAACCUGUCGCAGGUAUUUGCCAAAAACUUCCAAGCUCUCUGAGAUCAGUGGCUGGGACUUAGAACAAAUAAAAUGGAAAUAGACAGAUUUAUCAGGUGCAGCUGAUAAUUGUAGUUAAUUUAGAACUGUGUGUGUGUGUGUGUGAGAGAGAGAGAGAGAGAGAGAGAGAGAGAGAGAGAGAGAGAGAAAGAGAGAGAAUUUGCCUCACUUCACAGUUCUGUCAAAACACCUGCAAUUGAAACUAGGUCGCCAAACUCAAUUGAGAUGAGAUUAACAAUAGAUGCUUGCAGUAGUUUGUUCAGUUAUCUUUGAGAUACACUUUUGUAUUUCAUUCACCCAGGAGUCUUUUUUUUCAUUGUAUUGUAACUGAAGAGUGUGACAGAGAGAGGAUGUGGUGGUGGCAGCGACGGCUUGGAGGUGACUUCCUGGCAGCAUUGCUGAGUUGGUUAUAUAGGAAAAACUUAAAUCUGCCCCCCCCCGCCUCUCAUACAUACUACAUUUGCAUUGAGUGGUGGCAUCAUGGUCUAAACCACUGAGUCUCUUGGGCUUGCCGAUCAGAAGGUUGCUGAUUUGAGUCCAAGCGACGAGGUGAGAUCCUGUUGCUCUGUCCCAGCUCCUGCCAACCUAGCAGUUCAAAAGCACGUCAGUGCAAGUAGAUAAAUAGGUACCGCUGCGGCGGGAAGGUAAAUGGCAUUUCCGUGCACUCUGGCACUCAUCGCGGUGUCCUGUUGUGCCAGAAGCGGUUUAGUCAUGCUGGCCACAUGACCCGCAAAGUUGUCUGCGGACAAACACCGGCUUCCUUAGCCUGAAGUGAGGGAGUUUGACUGGACUUAUCCAUAGUCAAGUUUGACUGGAUUUAACCAUCCAGGGGUCCUUUACCUUUUACAAGCGCUACUAGUCUGACUGGCAAAUUACCGUAUUUUUCUGUGUAUAACACGACCCCAUGUAUAAGACAACCCAGUGGUUGUGCUUCUUUUGUUAGUUUGCUGAGCUAUUGAGCAGCUUUUUGACGAUCCCCUGCUCUGGCUGACGAAACUGGUGCCGUAAUACCCUGCAUACUGGCACUUCCUAAGCUGGGAAGAGCGAGUAUGCAGCCUCCUCUCUGACAUUUCCCUGCUGCCGCUGCAGCACCAGCCCUUGUUUACUUAGCAUAUGUAUAAGACGUCUGUCAGGGCUGCCUCAGGUCUCAGCUCACAAAAGACCAACGCCAAUUUCUUCUUAUAUACAAAAGUGUUUAUUGGAGUUCAUUGUUUGCUUCACAUCCGAGGCGCGCAGCCCCACGUCUGUUACGCUUAGACCGUUGAAGUCCCCUCUGAGUCAGUCCCUCCCCUGCACCAGUUUAAGAGGCUUGCGCUGCUCCACCUCUGAUUCUGUGUGACAGUGAAAUAUUUGAAAGAUAGACAUAUGUUUUGCUUAAAAAAUUAAUGUAGCAUGUUAAAAAUAAUCUGCUUUAUCAUUUAUCUAACUAGGAUCCAGUGGUAAUAGUGGAUGUCCCUUUGGGUGUCAUUUCAAGGAUUGAGAAAAUGGGAGGCGCUUCCAGCAGAGGAGAGAAUUCCUAUGGGCUAGAUAUUACUUGCAAGGUAAGAUUCAGAACAAUCCUUUGCCAUUUGAAAUAGUAGUCAUUUUUGUUCUUUUAGGCAAUAGCACAUCUUAUUUUGUUGAUUCCUAAAUUUUGAAUACAAUAAUAUGUUAUUGCAGUAGUUUUGAUUUAAAAUGUGUGAUCUGCCAGGGCUCUGAAGGCAGGUGUCAAGGCUUGUGUAAUAAAAGCAUUACUCUCCUGCUCUCCAGCUAACUAGACUCCCAUAGUGGCUUACAGAAGAUCAGUAAAAGUGGACAGUCCCUGCUGUCAUAAGCCUGUAGUCUAUAAGGAAAAAACAAUGCGAAAGGAAGGUGAAGGCAAGCAAACUCAAGCCUGAUUCCUUCUUGCAUCAUAGUUUCUAUAAUGAUCCAUUAGAAUGUAAGUAGUUCGGGAAGGAGAGGGGCCAAAUAAAGUUGGCCUCCCAGCAGUAAAUGGUGGAGUGGGGCCUGUUAUCCCAUCUCUCCUUGUAUUGUAUGUUAAAGUGGAGUGUUGAAUACAAUGUGCAACGUAUAGUUGUAUAUUACAUAGGCUAAGUAUUAUACAGCAGUAUAAGAAAAACACAAGUGCAUGUAAAAGCAACUUCUUCUUAAUGCAUUCUUUUCUUUAAUUUUGAUGAGCCUUUUAGAUUGUCCUUUGUAAAACCGCUUAGGUCUUCUGCUCAAAUAAGUGGUGCAUAACUUUGGUUAAAUAAGAUAAAGCAUCCAAGAUAAACGCAAGAUAGGAGUGAAAUCAAUCCAAGGCCAGUCAAAAACUGAAGUGAGCGAGUCUGGUGGGUCUUCCUUAGGCAAGGAUUUCCGGAAGGAAAGUCCCUCUGCAGAAAAGUCCUUGUUUCUUUCUUCCUGCCUUCACCAAUAAGAGGCUGUCCCUAGGAUCUUGGGAACAUAAGGGAGAAGGUAUUCCUACUGCACAUGCUCUGUUGCACAAAGCUAUGCUGAAAGACUCAAGUGAGUCUUCCUCACUCAUAGGAAGGAGCUGCCUAAGGAAGGCUGAUGCCUGGGAUUUGGAGUGUAGAAAUUUGUUGAAACUAGCUUGUCUCCUUCUGCAGCUUUGCAGAUGGAGCUGGCAAUUUGUGGAUGGUAGACAUGUUGGCAAGAUAGAGAUGAAGCAGGAAAUCCUGGCUGAAUGGGCGUAAUAAAAUUGCAUCACUGUUUCACUAUGGGUGUUCAGGCUGACAGGAUCGUUGAGAUGGGACUGCAGUACUGCUCUGUUCAUCUAGUUAUCAAUCAUCCAUUUUUUAAUUAUAAUUUUAAAAAGAUACCUGGGGCAUAGGAAGCUACCCUCUACUGAGUGAGACCAUAGGUCCAUCAAUAUUGCCUACUGUAUGUUGUGUCUUUCCUCAGGAUUGAACUUGGGACCUAUUCCAUACAAAGCAAGUGCUGAACCACUGAACUAUGUUCCCUUGCUCUAGGAAAAGGAUUGAAGUACUUUAUUUAUAUCACCAGUGUCAGUUGAUUUCAGAAACUUAAAGCAUAAUGGAUUCUGUUAGCCUGCUACUAUAAAAGACCAGUCCUUGAAACUUGAUAAAUGUCUUAUGAUUUGCCACACACACAUAUCCACAAGAUGCCUCAUCCACAAACUAGUUAAACCACAAUAUUUGACUUUGAGGCUGUUCAGAAGGACUAAACCAAAUGAACAAAUAGAGAAGAGGCACUUGCAAUGCAUAGAUUUGUCUGGAAUGCGUGGACUUGUCUGCUCAUCUCUUUGUGUUCACCUUGUGUUUUUAAAUUUUAAAUUUUCUGAUUUAAAUUUUAGGAUAUGAGAAAUUUACGCUUUGCAUUGAAACAAGAAGGUCACAGCAGAAGAGAUAUAUUUGAGGUCCUGACCAAAUGUGCUUUUCCACAGUCAUAUAACUCGGUAAGUUGUUCCUAUACUACAUUUUUAAUUUUUUUUAAUGAAAAGUAGGGGGGGAAAGUAUUUUAGAAAUAAUAGUCUGAGUCUUGCUAUCUGUUCCUAACCACAUGUACUCAGAAGAAAAUCCCACUGAGUUAAAUAGGAUUUAUUUCCAAGUAAGUUUGUCUUAGAAUGCAGUCAUAAUGUUCCAUAAUCUAAUGCAGGGGAAUGUAUUAUUUUAGACACACAUAUAUAUGUGAACUUCGGUAAACUCCUGUGCCAUCUUAAAGGCUGCUGGCUAAUUUGGUGGAGUAGGAAAAGGACCUUGAGAGACCGGAGUUCAAAUCCCAAUUUGGCCGUGAAGCUUGCUAAGUGACCAUGAGCCAGUCACUGUGCAUCAGCCUAAUCUACCUCAGAGUUUUUGGGAGGAUGAAAUGAUCAGGAGGAGUACAAUUUACCUUGAGCUCCUUGGUGGAAAGGAAGGAUGCAAAUAAAAUUCUUGAGACUUUAAUUUUCAUGGACCCUCUUCAUCAGAAGCAUGGAAUAUUAUCCCAAGUUGAGUGAUACAUAUACAUGAAUAAAAUGGGGAAAGCUGGUGAACAGGGACUAAAAGACCCUGAGUUUUGGAAGAUGUUAUCUUGUGAAAUGUAUACAAAAUAAUCACACAGAGGGCCAAUUUUUUUUAGCCUGGUUCACACAUCACACUGAACCCCUAGGUGAAAUGAGCAAUGGUUUAAAGUUGAACAUAGUGUCCUAUGGCACGCUGCUGAAAUUCUUUGCUCUCCAUUCUUGCUGCUGCCAUGCUGCUGGGAAAUGAGGCAUGGCCUGGUGCACUGCGCGCUCCAGACCCUGGCCUGUGGUUCAUUUCCACAUUGCUGCAUCUUGUUUCAAGGCCCUACUUAUAUGAUCAAUAGUUUCAUUCUUAAGAUCUUGAUCAAACAUUGCCAACAUGUGGCACUUUUAAAAUGGAAGGCUGUUGGAAAUUGUACUGUACAGCAUGAUUGCACCUUGGGCACAAUUAACCUGCAUGAUUUCAACCUUGGGCGUGGUUAACCUCCACUAUUUCAACCUUGUGCAGUGGAAAGCCAGCUGAUUGGAAUCCCACAAAUUAAUUGCACACUAGACUUAAAAGCUUAAAAGCUCCUUUUGUGCCAGGCUUGCUUACUGGGAUCUGGGAGCCUUUUGCAGGAACUUGGAUGGCCCUGCGAGAUCUCACGAGAACCUACCAGAGCCCGUGAAAGAGCAUCCCAGAGCCCAGUAAGCAAGGCUUAAGAGAGCUUAAGAGGUAUAUGCGUUUAUGCAUAUAUGUUCCAUCUUCAGAAUGUAACCCUUGUGCACAUAACUGUGUACCCAGUGUGUACCCACACAGAGAUUGCGUACAACUUACAAAUACAUAAGAGAAAAAAUCCCAAACUGAUUUCUCAUUUUCCUUUAUAGUGUAUAAAUGCUUCAUGUAUUAACACUAUCAGCAUGCCAGGUGAUAGCUGAAAAACAUGAUAAGUUGAUUAUCAUCUGAUCACUCCUUAGUUUCUUGGAUGUUGGUGCUUUGCUUUGGGUAAUCAGGAUACCUCUUCAGGUGUUAAUGAGCAGUGCUGUGUGUUGAGCAGCAUAUUCAGGCUUCUUCAGAGACACAAAGCUCAAUAUUCAGCUGUGGAUUGGGCAUUUUGUUAUUACUGUUGUAUAUUGAAUAAAUUUGUUCCCAAAGCAUUUCCUCCUAUUUUGUAUUCUGAAAAACACUUGAGAGCAGCUAAUGAGAAAUAAAUCAACAUCGCAAUAUAAUUCCAGAAGCUAAAAAAAUGCAGGUAGCCCAACAAUGAAAAAUUGGACUGCACUGUUAAUGCAGCAUCUUCGAAAGCCCUCUUAAAAAAAUGCAUUCAGGCUGCCGGCUAGGAGGCAAGUGCAAGAUGGGCCUAGCAAGGGUGUUGCAUAGUGUUUGGGCAGAAAUGGCCAAGGGAUGCAUCUCAAUCUUUAGCCAAGGGGAGGCAGUUCUUGAUGCCGCUUUUUACAUUUACUCUGCAAAUACACCGAGUUGGUUGUUUUCCAGACAGUGUGGCACUGUGCAGCUUUUGCAGAGCACAAUAUGCUGAAGCAAAUGUUCCAAAGAUUACAAUGGAUGUAGUCCCCUCACUUUAAUUUUAUUCAAAAGUUGAAUAUACAGUUGUAUUAAGAAUGCACCAGCCAUUCAAAAUGUGCUAUAUAAUUCUAAUCAGAAUAAUAAAUAAAAUCGCAAGCAUCUCUAAAUUACGACACCAGGGCAAAAUACUCAGUACUUUUUCUUUAUAGUCAGGACUGUUGGUAUUUUCUUUCUACCACCUCCACUCUAGUGGUUUUAAGAGAUUCUGGGUGUUUUAAAUACCCCUGUGUGGAUAGUAUUGUUUCGAGGGCAAAAAUCCUGGCACCCAGCACACUAGCUUUCCCAUCCAUUUGACUGAUAGAGGCUGGAUAAUUUCCCUAGAUAACAGGAGGCUUUCUUCAGGGACAGAUGCAAAGAAUAUUGCUACUGAUUUGCUGUUCUUGCUUGUAAGCAUUUAAUACAAUUUUAAAUCAUUUUUAUGGAGAGCAUUUUGCUUUCCAUCCCACAUGUUCAGAUAGACUAGAAUUUGAGCGAGAAUGUUGCUCAAUGUUUUCUUGUAAGUCCUGUGGUCCUGGAACUAGUCUGUUUCAAAAAUGCUUUUGUGAUUAUCAUCUCCCCCCCCCCCCACCCUUCCCUGGAAUUAAUUUUCUUGCCUUUGUAAAAACAAGAAUAGAGAAGCAGUUUGUGGAUUUUAAUGAUGCCCCGUUUCUUCAGUUCACCUUAUUCUGUCAUAUUUUAGCAGCUCACUUUUCACUAGCUGCAUGAGAUAAUUCUAGUAACAUCUGCCAAGGUUUCCUGUACCUCGUGGGAUGCACUUCAUAUUCAGUUCACCUCACUUUCACCCUUCCUUGCCAAUUCUUAUACAAACCAGAGACCAUUUAAAAGUUGGCCAUAUGGGUGGAGAGGGCUCUUACAUCUGUGACGAGGAUUUAAGACUGAAGUGUAUUCUUGCUCUCCCUUUUCCUUCAGGCACAAAAUCACUGGUAUAUUCGCAGACAUUAGUCCACCUUUGGAGGUGUUUCUAAAUAAAAGAUGCAUACCUAAAAUAUUUGAAUUCCCAGAGUAGGUGUAAUUCAGAUUACUAAUAUUGGCAAGAGCCUAAAUAAACUGAAACUUGAGAUGAAGUGUUUAGAAUUGGCCCCAACAUACUGUAUACCCGCUCCCGCAUGCUUAAUGUUAUGUCUGCACUGUUAUUCCUAACCCAUAAUUUAUAACCAGUUUGAAGUUGAAUAAUAUGGAUACAGAAACAACUAAAUGUGGUCAUAGAUGCAGUUUGCAUUCCCACAUUCCUUUCCUGAACCCAUAAGGCUUAGACGGGGUAAAUCUGCACCUGAAUAUUUGGGUGGAAUUGCUUCAGGAGUCAUUCUGCAAAUGAGCAAUAAGCACCUUUUUUCUCUCAUUGAUGGCAACUAAUCUGUCUUACACAACAAUGAGUGUUAUUGGAUAGUCUUCAGCUUGAAAAGACAUCUCUCUCUGUUUGAUGGAACAGGGAACUGCAUAUAACUAGGUUUUAAAGAUAAAUCCUCUUCUGCAUUUACAUUUCAAAAUGAAAAUGAAAGCAUGUUUUUAAUAGGAGGGAAGCUGCUUGAAUUUCAAGAGUGACUCUGAUAGGAACAUGUGCAAAGCAGUCACUGACUAUUUUAGGGUCGUAAUUGAAGACAGCCUUGUCCCCUUGAAGAUACUUUUGUCUGUUUCAAUUGCGAGGACUAAUAUUUCUUUUCAUUCCUAGCCUUUUUUUGCAUUUGCAAAUGAAGAAAAGUUUUCUGAAAAUGGCUGGCUGGUCUACAAUCCCAUGGUUGAAUACAGGAGACAGGUAAGUCUUUUCUUUUCUUUACCACAGCAUCCGCAGAGCUGUUUUUCUGUGUGACAUUUUGUUUAUACUGUGGGGUUGAAUCAGGUUAAAUGAACAGAAAAAUAGGAUACAGAGAAACUCUUUUUAAGUUACAAAACAUUCGAAGCUGACUCAUGAAAUAGUUUCCGACAGGUGUGAUGUUGAACCAUCUCUGGGGUGUUAUGGGAAGGGUUGUACUGGUGGGGGACAUGUCAUCCUCCUUCUGGGGGUAGUUUGUCCAUCUUUGGUCCCCACUCUGCAUUCAGCUCUCACCUGUGGCUACUGGAAGCUGCCAGUAUGUGACCACACCCUGGGAAAUGUCGUUAACUGGCUGGCUAAACCAGGUGAGAGUAGUUGAUGGGUCUCAAACCCUCAGUGACUUAGGGACUUCCCCUGCAUGUGAAGACAGGCUCCUGCAGAUUGAGUGGACGAGAUCGAUAGUGGGUCCAAUGGUCAAGAACGCAGUUAGUGCACGUGAUGUAGAGGGAAGUGAGGGUCAGGUGGGGCUCAUCAACCUGGGAAGGUAGCCCAUUUAUGGGAAGGAAGACUUUGAUCCUAAACAUCUGCUGCCUUGAGGCUAUACUCCUUUGUGAGAAAGGCUUUGGGAGUAAACCCAAAGGAAAAGUCCUUACCCAGGAGAAGAAAAGACUAAGGAACAAACCCUACACAAAUUCAAAGUGGAGUCUCGAUAACACAGUUGGAUGGCAUCUUGUAUGCCUCCUUCCAGCAAUUCCUGCAGCCAAACUGGUGCCACAUGUAUUGCUCAGCAAGGCCAAGAGGGAGGCCUUAUCAUCUGGCAGCCCAGGACCUCCAUACAAUCUGCCACAGAGAAGUCAGUUUGGUGCUACGAAUGCAGCAGAAACAAUGUAGGAGGCAGCAGUUAAGGAGUUACUCUUCGGCCACAGCAGGUGCUGUGAUUUUCCACCCGUUUGACUUCACCCCCAGAGGUGCACUCCAUUGUCUUUUGAGACGACAACAACAACUGGCAUCCUAUAUUGAAUCCAGAAGAAAAAUAUUUGUUAGUAAAGCAUUUCAGUUCUUAAUGGAAUUCACUGUAUAGGUGUGUAGGUGUUUUUUCCUAGCCUUUGGAUUUUUAAAAAACCUUUAUUUAGACGUUUCUGACAUUACUGAUCUUUACAGAUCAUGCAUCCAGCUUUUUUGCUGCUUUUAUUCCACAUAAUUCAAAACGAUUUGUGCAGUUAGGGCACAAUUUAAGUGGCCUCUUCUGUGCACAUCAUUUCAAAAUACCACACUUCAGUUUAAAAAGAGAAAAUGACAAGAUGAAAAAUAGGUUCAAGUAAGAUGCAUCCAAUUUAACCUCAGAACAAUCCCAAAGCCUCAUUUCAUACUGCAUUGUGAGAAUUACAAACAUAGAUUUAAAAAAGUUGAAUGCAUGUUAAUAUAAAUAAUAACUCUCAUGGAUUUUUUUCCUCUUGUAAUUUUUCUGAUGGAAUAUGGAGUAUUCAGAUUCAAGAAUGCAUCUGUAUGGUCCAAGGUUAGAGAUCCAGAUCUUAAGAAAAGGUGAAAAAAUACUCAAAAGCCCACAUAAAUCCCAGUUUGCAUGCAAGUGCAGAUGGGGAUCUAGUCAUCCUUUCUCAAUAAUAUGGUGGGCUUUGGGGGUCGUCCUCCAACAUCCUGUUAGGUCAGCAGACUCCUUGCAGAAAUUAAUUGUAUAAUUUGAACACAGAAGCUGCCUUCAACUUCAUUGACCCUUAAACACAAGUAAUGGAUAUUUGGGAGUUAUAAUGGUGAAAAGAGGUUGUAGAAGGAAGCUUCCUUUCAGCUGCUUUCCAUUGCCAUUUUUGGUACCGUUUUUGGUUUACAUUUUAAUUACUGAUUUUUCUGUAGGACAACAAAUACCUUCUGACAGAGCAAAUUCCAAGUACUUCUGUUUUUUUGUCAAAUUUCAGAGAAGAAAAGGGUUCUAAGGUUCCUCACUGUUUUUAUAAUUUUUAAGAUAUAGAGAACACCCUAUCAGCGGCAUCUGCUCACAUGUGAGCCUUUAUCUUCUUCACAUCUCCUGUUCUGAUGUUUAGAGCUAUCCAUGGUAAAUUGGUAGGUGGUUGCCACCCUGUGGCCAUAAUAGCACACCAGUUAUGUUCCUUGACGCAUGCUUUUAAGCAGAUACAAGAAGGUGACACAUAAAUAUUAUCUCUUUUCUCUUUAAGCGUCUGCCCAAUGAACAGUGGAGGAUAACGUUUCUCAAUGAGCAUUAUGCACUUUGUGACACUUACCCAUCCCUCUUGGUAGUGCCAUAUAAUGCCACAGAUGAGGAUCUCAAGAAGGUUUCUGCUUUCAGGUCCCGAGGUAGAAUUCCUGUAAGUGAUUUCAUCUAUCAAUUGUUUUUUGAAGUUGAGAACUGCUGAGCAAAUGAGCAUUUGAAAACAGAAACCUGUUUGUGUAUUUCAAAGCAGGAAGAGAGCUAUUAUAAAAUGCCUCUAAGUUGCUAACUAUUCUUGUCCGCUUGUGAUCUUACAUUUAAAUAACCUCAGCAUUUUCUAAAGCGAGAGUGUUGUAUAAUUGACUAAAUAACGUAAUUGUAAAGGUGAAUGAUACCUUAAAAGUUGUUAUCUAGUCUUGAGCAAAAUUAAAGGCCUCAGUUUGAAAAAGAAAAAAAAGGUAAAUUAAUUAAUUUUCUUGUGAACUUCAGUCGAGCUCUUGUCAAUAUUUGGAACACUCCUGUUAUCUUCCUUGUAUGAGUGAAGGCUUCUAGCUUUGAACUGGUUGUUGGUGAAUGUGUUUUCAGAACUAUUAACUUCCCAUCCUCGACUGCGGUGCCCUUUCAAAAGUUACCUUAUCAUCUUAGCAUGCACUUCCCUUCUUCAGGAAGGACUUCCAUGAUUGGCUUCACCCAUAUACCUGCAGGCCUUUAAAUGUCACAUGAGUGUCGUGAGAUGAAUCCACAGAAAUAUGCUUUCUGUGGUGCUCAUGUAAUAUUGAAAAGGGUGUCUAACAUUAAUUCCAGACUUGCUUCGAGAAUUGAACUUCAGCAGAUGCAAAGUACAUUUUCUUCCGAUUUUUCUGCAAUUGGGCUCCAACUGUAUUUCUGUGCCACAGGUGUUGUCAUGGAUCCAUCCUGAGAACCAAGCCGUUAUCACACGCUCUAGCCAGCCACUUGUUGGUAUGAGUGGCAAAAGAAACAAAGAUGAUGAAAGGUAUCUGGAGCUCAUCAGGGAAACAAAUGGCCAGCUCUCCAAACUGACUAUUUAUGAUGCAAGACCCAGUGUUAAUGCUGUAGCCAAUAAGGUAAGUGAAUGUCUUCGUAGCACCACUAUAACAGUAGCUAAAGAGCUUUUUAUUUGCAAUGUAUUUUGUAGAUAUUAGAAAUAGCUGCUACUUCAGAAUACUCUCUGGAUUUGUCAUUUGUAAAUGGCAUCAUAUUCUGCACAGUCAGCUUUGGUAGUUGACCAGAACGUUAUCAUUUUGUGUCAGCCGCAGAAUCUGCUUCAAGUAAGCCUUUGUGGUAGGAGUUCAAGUUCCUCCUAACAAGAUUUAAACUUGGCAAGCGGGGGAUGGGCAUGGCAUCUCCAGAUCUGGUUUAUUUUAAACCAUUCUGCCCUGCUUCUGUUAACUGUAAACCCUGUGCGACUUAAAAAUAACUGAAAAAUAUAUGGGCAAUGAAAUGCAACCAGCAGGAAUGCUAAAAUUCCAAUAAACCCAGCAGGAAACCACAAAUAAAAAAAUAGCUAGUUUAAUCCACUUUGCCCAAAUGCUUUGAUUGAAAAGGGAGUACCAAAGGUGAGCAGGUUAGGACUCCCUAAUGGGUAAGAAUUGGAGUAGUGCCUUGCCAGCAGAUCUGAAUGGGUGGGUAGGUUCAUAGAGGAAAUGAUAAGCAUACAAAUGCAUUCUCUUGGUUUUGUGUGUCUGCUUUCUUCAUGUGCAACUUUUAUGAUAUCCAGGACUGCGUCUGGCAGCUCUUUCCUUAGUCUAAGAAGAACAGUGUUUCUGACCUUUUAAACUUUGGAAACAGUGGGGGAAUUGUCAUUGCUUUAAAUGGAGAAAAAUGCAAAAUUUGGAAAUUGUUUAUGAUAAGUCUAGUGGUUGCAUUCCUUCCCUCCUGCACUCUGGCUAUUCUCUUUGCUUUGUUAUUUCUUGACCCACACCCCAGGAUUACUCAGCCCCUCCCACAGCUAAAUUUAACUGUCUCCUUUUGCUCCAGACAGACAGGGCCUAGAUAGGCUUCUGCAGCCUAACAUACUACAUAGCGUUGAUUAAAAAAAAGAAGCACUUGCUUUUCCUUAGUUAAAAGAACUUGGCUAAACUUUGCUCUGCUUUGGGAAAUGUGAUGACAGCAAAUGCCUUGGAAAGUCUGUUCAGAAUUUCCAUAACUCCUCAGGGGUGUGUACUUUUCGUCUCUUUACUAGCCCUUGCCAUGGAGCAGAUUUAGCAACUAAAUUACGAAGACUGUUUUCUUUGUAGUGCCAUUUGCUUAUUUUUAAGUUGUGCUUGGCCAAAAAAAAAAAAAAGUUAUUAGGAUGCCAAAGCUUGAACUGGAAAGAUUUUAUUAGAAGAAAGGAGGCUUUAAAAUGGAAUUAGAAGGCCCUGGGGCUGUGAUUAAAGCAAUACUAAUUGGUCAAAUGCUUAUGGUGCUGGAAACUAGCAAAUUUGGACUGUGUUACAUAAUACCCACUUAGAUGUUUGAUGUUAAACAUACUAUUCUUGUGAUAGAAAGAAAUGCCUUUUGAACCAUGUCCACUUACAUAAACCCUUAGUAGUUCCUUCUUGCUCUGUGUACUGAUACUAUCUAUUUGGUAAAUAGAUACUGCUGCUUAGUGGAAAGCUUUGAAAUAUAUUAUAAACUGUCUAAACUCAAAUUUACUUUCUUUUUGGUGAGAAUAUGGUAUGAUGUAACCACUCUUUAUUUUUUAAGUUGCCAAUUGUGUUUUCCUUGGGGGGGAAAUAUUGUAGUAAUUGUGCAAUGGAGGCUAAACACACACACUUCCUUUUUUUGACUCUCAGGCAACUGGAGGAGGUUAUGAAAGUGAUGAUGCAUAUGCCAAUGCUGAGCUGGUUUUCCUAGAUAUUCAUAAUAUUCAUGUCAUGCGGGAAUCCUUGAAAAAGCUUAAGGACAUUGUUUACCCUCAUGUAGAGGAAUCUCACUGGCUAUCUAGCCUGGAGUCGACCCACUGGCUUGAACAUAUCAAGGUAUGGAUAAAAAGAGCACUUGACUCAUUGUCAUGGACUGGCUGGAUGCAGAGAAGUGGUGGGGGGCACCAGCUGGGGAACUCCCAAGGGAAUGGUGGUGGGAUGACAAUGUGUGGUAAGAGGGAGCAGACUGGGAGGAGGAAGUUACGGAAGCUGAAGAGGCAACAGGGUUUGGUGAGCAGGAAGAGGCUGGCGAAGAGAGUGGUUCAGACUCAGAGGAGGGAGAGGAGGGGGGGCCAGGUGGCAGAGUGGAAGCAGGCAGCUGAAGAAGCCAAGGAGCCUCCCCCUCCUGCUGUGACCAGCUUCUCUCCCCCCUGGACUCCCAGAACACAGAGAGAAAUGAAGAAGGUGGUGCAAUGAGAGACCAGGCAAAGGAGCCUUAGGCUGCUGGGGAAAGAGGAAGCUUAGAGAGCAGUCGGAAGGCCUUCGGUCUUUGCAAGUGCCUCAUUGGGGCAAGACCUACUGGGAAAUGUUGCUGUGAUCACUAGCCCUGCACUGUUUUGGUUACUUUGAAUAAUGGAUUAGCUUCACUGACACUGGGUGCUUUUUUAUUUUUAUUGCUGACCUAUGCCUGACACUUGUGCACUUAUGCAGCACAGGAUUGUGCUCUCAGUUUUUUAAUUAGAACUUUAGUGUUACCUCAACUGUAUUUUUGUUCCUUUCGCCAGCUUGUUUUAACAGGUGCUAUUCAAGUAGCAGACAGAGUCUCCUCUGGAAAGAGUUCGGUUUUGGUACACUGCAGUGAUGGUUGGGACCGUACAGCACAACUCACCUCUCUAGCUAUGUUGAUGUUGGACAGCUAUUACCGGACGAUUGUGGGCUUUCAAGUUUUGGUGCAGAAAGAAUGGAUAAGCUUUGGACACAAGUUUGCUUCGGUGAGAACAAAUAAGAACCAAGCUGAAGGGUCAAUGUGAUAAGCCACUAUCUGUCAGUCACAAGUUUCCCUGUCUGUAAUAUGUGGGUGGCUAGUCAAACAGGAUUAUUGUAUGGGUUUUUGAGUGAGUGCAUUUGAAGCACUUUGAACAUUAAAAAAUGCUAAGCAUUGUUGAGUUUGGUGCUCACACAGAACACCAAGCCAAAACAUGAGUUUGGUGUGAAACACUGUCAAUCUCAGGAGGUGGCAGGGAGAACAGAAAUAAUCUGUGGGAUUUCGGGUUUCAUGUAUGUAUGCCGCAAUCAUAUGAGCCCCCAUAUGAGCACAUAUGGGGUGUAAGUGCAACCACACGUAUCUCUUGGACAAGUGGACCUUCAAAUUUUGUCCAAGCUGUGGUGUAACAUUUGUCUUAGAGACUGAAAUAACGAACUAGGAAAUUUCCAGUUCAAAUAUCUCCUCUGCCAUGAGCUCUGUGUAUGUCCUUAGGCAAGUGCCACUUCCCCCUCACACGCCCCCCCACGCAAUCUAUAACAGUCUCUCAGAGACUGUCUUAGAGGUAUUCAGACAGUCUUAAGCACCCCCACUGACCAUCUGUAAUAUGUGGGUAAUACCAAUCUACCUCAUGGGGUGCAUUUAAGCUUUGUUGAGAUAUAUGUAAUGUGAGUGUUUAUUUUUCUGAUGCACAGUAAGGCAAUUUUGGGUGCCAGUUUUGGUGUGUAAUUUUAAGGCAUUAUGCUUUAUGCUCUUUUGCUUUUGCUAUGGCUCUUUAAUCAUGAGUACUGUUCAGCAGCCUAUACUUAAAUGUGUUUUGCAGACUGCCUGACACUUGAUUGGAUAUACUAAACUUGCUUUGACACUUGGAAGAAUCAGUUCAGUUGCAGUCAGCCUAUAUCCUAUGCGUCUUCUUCCAGGAACAUUUUGAUAGUGACAUUUUUAUACAUGUGUUUGAAGUAGUGCUUCUCUGUGUGCAAUAUGGCCCAGAAAGACAUUAGUUCAUCACUUCUUAAAUUUUAAGACUCUUGCGUGAAGCUUUAAAGUACAAAAACAAUAAAAUCCAUUAUAAAUUAGUAAUGAGAUUAAAACCAUAUUUGGAAGAGUAAAACAGUUUCACUAGCAUUGUUGGUUUAACACUGAUCUAAAGCAUAGUGUUUUGUGUCAAGCAGUCAUGUGCACAAACUUAAUUUACCUGUGUUCAUUUACCAUUAGGCCUUUACAGCAAACUUGGGCUGUCAUACCUGUGUAUGUGAGCAGAUUUUCCCAGACCAAAGAGACAUGGCUUCUAAAUCUUUGCCCUAAGCAAAACCACAUUGUUGUAUAGGAGCAUAACUGAAAAUUUGGCAGCUAACUGCUGCUUCAACAAUAAAUUAAUGUGUCCUUUGAAAACGGCUCCAAGUCCAUUUUAAAAGCCUUUGUUUGUGCCAUCUAGUUUCAAGUUAUUUGGCAAAUGGGGCCACCUUUGAAUAAAUGAGCUGUCACUUUAGCAGUGUGUGUUGUUCAACAUUUGGAAAGUGAAAAAUGAUUGGGGGGGUUGUAACAUGGGGGUGGUCCUGCAAGAAUUGUAGAUGAUAGACUUAUUGUGGUUCAUAUUAAUGCUCCCCUUAUUAUUCAUAAUGUGGAAAUGGGUAAUGCUUGUGAAAUGCAUAUUCUUAAACAGAAUAGGUUCACAGUUUUCUGUAUAAAAAUACUUGGGGUGCUAAACUGAGAGAAAAAGCUCCAAAUUGGGGACAUAAUCCCGCUAAGCUUAAGCUUGUGCUUUAACUACCUCUUGAAAUCACUAUAACUUAAAAGCCCAUUGGUCUUUUAACUGUGGUAAUUCAAGGACACAAGCCAGCCAAAGUGUUCUGAGCCACAGGACCAAAGGAGGGCUCGUGGGGGUGGUUGGAUGCAGGGGUGCCAAAGAAAGGGUGCCACCUUUGGCUCAACACACAAAGCAGUGCAACUAUAAAAUCUCAUUGAGGUUUUAUAAAGAAUGAACUUCAUCCUGGACCAUUAAUUCUCAUUUAAAUUCACUGAAGAAUAGUCAACAUUGAGUCAAUCCUACAUUUGCCACCUGCCAUCUUUCUGUCUCUCUGGAAAGAACCCAAUUAAUGGAGAUUCCUAUUAAUGGAGAUUCCCAAGACAGAGUGAACUGACUCAAGUGAGGUUUGUGUGAUUCUCAUUUCAGAGAAUUGGUCAUGGAGACAAAAAUCAUGCUGAUGCUGAUAGGUCACCUAUUUUCCUCCAGUUCAUUGACUGUGUGUGGCAGAUCUGUAAACAAGUAAGUUGUGUUGCCUAAGGCUAAUGUAACGAAUGCAAUCCUGUCUGGUUAUACCUAGUAAAUUGACUGGAAGUUGUUCUCUAAGAUGACCUUUGUGAGGUCAUCCAGAGACUUUGUCUGUGGCAUCACCAGUAUGACAAUGAACCCAGCUCUCUCUUGUUUCCUCUGACUAAUUUUGGAGAUGCAAUGGAAGUUCUGACUCAUUUCGGGGGCGGUGGGAUCUAUGAAGGUGAACAAACUGAAUUUGUGGAAGGUAAAAUUUCAUUGAUUAGGGGUUUUGAUGACUUUGAAGUAACUGUUCAGCAUGUUUUGCAACGGGAUGCUCUUGAAUCCAUCUCUGCUUAUGCAUGUUCAGAUGUAGGAAUGGCUAAGGGUAUAUUUUAUCAGCCGCAUCUGGUUUUCCAACUAUCUGCUUUCUUGGGGAGUGUCAAACCUGGCAAUAGUCUUUCAUACUCCAUUCAACUCUUUUGUAGUGCACUUUAUGUGGGGCUUCCUUUGAAGACCACCCAGAAACUUCAGUUAGUCAAGAUGCAGCAAUCAUAGUUUGUUCCGGAGUUAGCAGGAUGGAACAUAUUCUGCCAAUGUUAUACCACUUUCACUGGCCAACAAUUUGCUUUCAGGGAGCUGGUUUUGGCUUUUACAUCCCUGGUCUUAGGUUGCCUGGAGUCUUGUGUUUUGUGCUUCUCUUUAAAACAGCAUUUUUGUAGGGAGGAAUUCAGUGACACACUAAGGCGGUUGUUCUCUCAGGGCAAGCAUUUUUUGGCUUGCCAGAUGAACAACCCCACCCCCUGCCACUCCUUGCUCUGUGUGCUUCUCUGGGGGUUCCCCAUACCCUCUUGAGCCAAUGGGGGGUGGGGGGAGAGAAGCCCUGUAGAACAAACAGCUUGUGUAGGCCUACUGUUGUUGGGACCCAUUAGUUAAAUCCCGCCUUCAGUAUUAUACAAGCUAUUGUAAGCUGUGUUAUAUCUGCAUUGCAGAGUAAGGUGGGUUAUAAUUUUUGUAAAUUAAUUUCAAAGUAGUGCAUGAAAAAUAUGUUGAAAAGGGGGAUAAAUGGCAAAUAAAUAAAUUUGACUUGUUACUGUUGCCAUAUGAAACAGACACCUCUGUUAUUCAAAAAGAUAAAAGAUAACUUGCUCUUGAUUUCUCUUCCUCUUGUGUCUAGUUCCCUACAGCUUUUGAAUUCAAUGACCAAUUUUUGAUUACAAUUCUGGAUCAUUUGUACUCCUGCCGUUUUGGUACUUUCUUGUAUAACUGCGACUCUGUAAGAGAGAAAGAGGUAAGUUAGUGCUCAGGUGAUUUUGGACUGAGUUUGGAAAGGAUGUAAGACUUUGUGUAUGUUUGUAUUAUGCUUCAUGUUAUAUGCACCAUUUCAUGUUACUUGGGGUCUGUUAUUCCAGUCAUAUCUUACAACAUCUCUAGGUCCAUAAAAAUCAAUCUGAACUCAGAGUUCGCAAUAGUGAUCAUGUAAGAUGAAAGCUGCAUGCCUUUAAUAACUUUAUUUAUAAUUAAGCUCUUUGCAUAGUUAUAUUUGGUUGCAGCAAUGAAUGGCUAAAAUGAAGUUGGUGACAGAAGAAUACUAGCAUUAAAACAUAUUCAUCGUUUACAUGCAGUUAGAAAAUGAAGAGGUUGCCACUUUGAAGGGCCACUUUUGAAGAUGCUUUUUAGCAAAGACACUGUAUAUCUAUCGCCUGUGUGAUUCUAUGAGAUAACAGCUGUGUGAAAUGUAAAAGCUGCAUCACAUUCUUCUACAGCAUGCCAAGUGGUUUAAAUUAAUGCUGACACUUUCGUUUUCUUUGCAGAAACUGAGCGAAAAAACGUUAUCUCUGUGGUCCCUGAUCAACAGUGCAAAAUCAAAGUAUAUCAAUCCCUUUUAUGCUAAAGAAUUAAAUCGUGUUCUUUAUCCAGUAGCAAGCAUGAGGCACUUGGAACUUUGGGUCAAUUAUUAUAUUAGGUGGAACCCAAGAAUCAGGCAUCAAGUAAGUUUAUUAUGAUUAUGAUUAUUUUAACGUAUUGGACAGCUGCUGAAGUAUUUGUAGCACUUUAUAGAUUUGUAACCUGUUUUCUCUCUCACUCCCCUUCAAAGCUGCAUGAAAAUAGGGAGCUACCUCAUGCCACAUCAGGCCACCAGUCUGUCUUGCUAACCGUUCUGUAUCCUGCUUCUCUUCAAUCUGGUGCCUGCCAUAUGUAUUUUUUUACUGCAACCUCCAUCAUCCCUUACUAUAGACCAUGCUGGCUGGGGAUGUGAGCUGUGGUUAGUAUAUCUGGAGGGUACCAGGUUGGGAAAGACUGCACUGUUCCCAGGCUCCUAGUUCAGCUGGCUGAGAUCCUUUUCAGUGGCAAUGCUAGGGAUCAAAAUCUCCCUCUUCGGAUGUCACAUCUGUAGCUAUAAUAAUGAUGAUGGUGGUGGUGAUGAUGAUGAUUUAUUAUUUAUAUCCCGCCCAUCUGGCUGGGUUUCCCCAGCUACUCUGGGCAGCUCCCAAUCAAAUAUUAAAAACACAAUACAGCAUUAAACAUUAAAAACUUCCCUAGACAGGGCUGCUUGCAGAUGUCUUUUAAAAGUAGGAUAGUGGCUUAUUUCCUCUGAUGGAAGGGCAUUCCACAGGGCGGGUGCCACUACUGAGAAGGCCCUCUGCCUGGUUCCCUGUAACCUCGCUUCUCACAGUGAGGGAACCACCAGAAGGCCCUCGGAGCUGGACCUCAGUGUCCGGGCUGAAUGACAGGGGUGGAGACGCUCCUUCAGGUAUACAGGACCGAGACCUUUAAAGGUCAGCACCAACACUUUGAAUUGUGCUCAGAAAUGUAUUGGGAGCCAAUGCAGGUUUCUCAGGACCGGUGUUAUAUGGUCCCAGCGCCCACUCCCAGUCACCAGUCUAGCUGCCGCAUUCUGGAUUAGUUGUAGUCUCCGGGUCACAUUCAAAGGUAGCCCCACGUAGAGCACAUUGCAAUAGUCUAAGCAGGAGAUAACUAGAGCAUGCACUACCCUGGCAAGACAGUCUGUGGGCAGGUAGGGUCUCAGCCUGCGUACCGGAUGGGGCUGGUGGACAGCUGCCCUGGACACAGAAUUGACCUGCGCCUCCAUGGACAGCUGUGAAUCCAAAAUGACUCCCAGGCUGCGCACCUGGUCCUUCAGGGGCACAGUUACCCAUUCAGGACCAGGGAGUCCUCUACACCCGCCCACCCCCUGUCCCCCAAAAACAAUACUUCUGUCUUGUCAGGAUUCAACCUCAAUCCAUUAGCUGCCAUCCAUCCUCCAACCACAUCCAGGCACUCACACAGGACCUUCACCGCCUUCACUGGUUCUGAUUUGAAAGAGAGGUAGAGCUGGGUGUCAUCUUCGUACUGAUGGACACCCAGCCCAAACCCCCUGAUUAUCUCUCCCAGUGGCUUCAUAUAGAUAUUAAAAAGCAUGGGAUCUCUGAGGCACCCUACAAGUGAGAGCCCAGGGGUCUGAACACUCAUACCCCCCCUUUUCUGUAACAGAAUUGGUAAUAGAUUGGAAUUGAUCCCAUAUAACAUGACUAGACAGGACUCCAGCACUCUCCUGCUCCCCUGCUCCCACGGUGGAGUCUACCUUCUUCCGAAUCUGAGCGACUUUAUCUGCAAAAAAACUUUGCAAAAAAACUUUCAGGAGAUCUUAGGGUCCCUACCAGGCCCCAGUGAUGAAGGUGGUUCCGAUAGAUUGUGAACCACCUGAAAGAGUCUCCUGCUGCUGUUUUGUGCAAAUGCAAUAGAGGCGGUGAAGAAGGUACUCUUCACUGUUGGUAGGUUCAGUGUUGAGCUCUAACCUGUGUCUGGUCCAAUUCAGAAUGAGUUUUCCGCCAUUGGCGCUCUAGCCGUCUCGACGAUUGUUUCAUCGCCCUCAGCUCCGGGGAAAACCAUGGGGCUGUCCGGGCUCCAUGUAAACUAGGUGUCUCCAGGAGAACAUCUGCCACGACCUGAAGCAGCUUGGGCAGGGAAUCCUUGGUGCAGCAGGGAGGUCAGUACACCAAAAGGAAUCCUGUACUGCCCCUAUUGCCCAACUUCCAGAACAUGCACUCAGAAAACUGGGUCUUCCCAAUAGGACGCCUGGUGCAAACUAAUGACUUCCUAAAAAUCACUGCAACCCCGCCCCCCGCCCACAUGACCUGGGUUGCUGUGCGUAAGAGAAACCUGGUGGACAAGCAGCGGCAAAGACAGGCCCAUCUGCUUCAUCCAACAAAGUCUCUGUCAUACAUGCCAGGUCAAGUCCUCCAUCCACAACCAGGUCAUGAAUGGUAGUGGUCUUAUGAAUCAUUGACCUGGCAUUUCCCAGCAACACUUUCAGGUCAUGUGGGUUUCCCUUGCUGAUUCCAGUAUCCUUCCGGUCAGGACCCAGACCCGGAAGCAGGUUUAGUUCUUAAGCAACGACUAAGCCUGCCUCUUUGGUAAUGACACAUCUGCAUACACUAAUGGCUGUUGCACCUCAAAAAGGACCCUUGUAGAGCUGGAAAAGUUGCAGAAAAUGAUUACAUAUUAAAGUAUCACCCAUACAGGAAGUCACUGGCGGGAUCUGAAAUAAAAGCAGCAAAUUAAUGAAAGAAUUAACAAUACUGGAGUUUAGAUAGUAAAGUUGUAUGUUGUAAAACAGGUAAUGAAAUGGAGUAGAAACCAAACACAUGAGGAAAGGGGGGUGGGAUGUCAAAAAGAAACUUUCAAGGUUUAAAAAUGUAUAAUGUUCUGGGAGAUUUUGGGAGAUUUAAUAAAAAUGAUUUGGAAAAAAAAAGAAAGGAAAGGUGCAGAAAAGAGCAAUCCAAAUGGUCAAGUGGCUGGAGGAACUCUUGUUAUAGGCUACAACAUUUGUAGCUCUUUAGGGGGGGGGGGAGAAACAUGAAUAAGGAGGGAUAUGAUGAGUAUAAAAAGGUGCAUGGUGUUGCGAAAGUGAGGAAGGCUAUGCUUACUAGAAGCUGGGAAUUAUCCAAGGAAGCUGAAUGAUGGGAGAUUGAGGGACAGACAAGAUAAAGUACUUCUCCACAGAAUAUACAGUUAGACUGUGGAAUUCCCUCCCACAAGAUGCAGUGAAGGCUGUCAGCCUGUCAAAGAUUCAGGGAGAAUGUGGCUGCUAGUGGCUAUUAGCCAUGAGGGCUAUAUUAAAUCCAGUAUCUGAGGCAGCGUGCCUCUGAAACUCAGUUGCUGGCGAUCGCAAGCAGAAGUGUGCUGUUGCAUUCAUAUCUUGCUUGUUGGGCUUCUUGUAGUUUGUGGGUUGACCGCUAUGAGAACGUAGAUCGGCCCUGGUCUGAUUUAGCAGGACUUAUAUUCUCUGCUUCCCUGUUUUGGGGUAAUACUGGAAGCCAGCCAUAAGAACAUUUAUUGGGAAGUACGUGCCAUGGGAAUGUGCUUGGGGUUGGGGAAUUAGAAAGCUAUAAUGAAAGGUGAGUAAUCCCCUUUUCUGCCUCAGUAUUGAACCCCUUCUGGCUGCUCUUCAAGCAUUCCGUAUUUCUCUUCCUGGUUAACUACUGUGUAAAAGUCGAUCUACUGAGGAGAAAAAGAUGGGAUACACUUGAUACUUCUUAGCCUCAAUAUUUGGUACAACAGCUGGGAGCAAAGAGAGAAGAGAGCUUCUGUGUUUAACAAGCAGUCUUUAUCAGCAAUCCACUGGAAAGCAGCAGCAGCCUCAAGGCAGCGCUUUUCUGUACUGUAUCCCCAGUUGUGUUUACAGCAUGCUGGGGGCUGGAAGAAAGCCAGGCAAUGCUCUGUAUGCCAUUCAGAGUUGCAGACACUAUAAAUCCAGUGUGCCUGCUUUGAAGGUCUUUGCAUGGAUAGAAAAGAAAUGCAUUCUAGAACAUAAAAACACACCUGUAAAUUAGUUUACUGGGAGAGAGAUAUGUAAAGUUGUUUCCUUUUAGCCACAUACAUAACCAUAGCACUCGGAAUGGGGACAUUUAAAUAUUUUAGGGCAGGUGGUGCAGCCCAGUUCACUGGAAUGACUGCCCAACCUCCGCAAAUGGCGUUAACGGUGAAGGUGUGCUGUAUAUUUGGUCUCGUUUGUGCUCUUCCUUGGCUUGAUAGCAAGCAGAUAAUGGGUUUGGGGAGGCAGAUCAAUGCUGGACUUAGGCUCUGCUUUAAGAGAUUUGUUAUUGAAAGGGCCUAGGAAAGCAAAGUGCUUGGAGAAAUUUAAUGUAUUGCCAUUAUUUGUAUUAAGAGUGUGUGAGUGAGUGAGUGUGUGUGUGUGUGUGUGUGUGUGUGUGUGUGUGUGUGUAAAUGCCACCCUGAAGAAAGACCUCAUUGAAAGGUGGAAUUCUGGUGUCAUUCUCAACUACGAUCAAUCUAACCUGCUCCAAGGCUUAUGCAGAUCACCUUCCCCUCUCCUCCUGCAGGGCUAGGACUAGGAAGCCUGGAAAUUUUUGCUUCUGCUCCUAGUCAACUACAGUUUGUCAUCUCAUCCAUACUAACAAACUGUGGUUAAUUCAUUAUAGUUGAUUUAAAACAAGUCUUGCUUUCGGAACCAUAGAGAACUAACUACAGGCUGUUAUAAGAGGAGGGAAGAGAACAAAUGAGGCGGCAUCUUCCCAUCCCCUGUUGCCUGGCAGCAACAAUUACAACAGGCUGCAGCGGAGGAAGGAAGUGGGAAUACUCUGCUGGCACAGCUGAGAGAUGGGCAGUGUUUGGCAACUUUUCUUGAACUUGUCCACCCGAGCCAGUCAUUGCAACAUUAGAAUAACUUGUUCCUCAGUUUACUUAUCUCCUCUCCCCGCCGCCCCAUCUAUUUUCCCUUUGUGUCUUGUCUUUUUAGAUUGUAAGCCUCGGGGCACGUACUGUCUUUUUAAAAAACUGAUGUUGGAACCUUUACUGGUGAAAAACAAGAUAAAUAGUUGAUGUUAACCAUAGCUCUGAGUGGGUGGCGCAGCAAGCUACUCUUAACAAAAAGCAGAAGUUUUUGAAUUCUUCCUUGAGCCCAUUUGGGAGGGAAAUGCAUGAACCUGCUAAAUCUUGCUAAAGCAUAAUAUCUGAAUGCAGCCAGUCAUCUCUACACAUAUGGACUUGAAAAUGGAGGUCUUGGAUCUGAUUUAGCUAUCAAAUCUUGGAUUAUUCUGUAUCUUCAGCGAAGUCCAAAUAACAUAUUUUAAAAUCUUUCAACUGUGUCUAGCAGCCAAAUCCAGUGGAACAGCGUUACAUGGAGCUACUGGCAUUGCGCGAUGACUACGUGAGACGACUAGAAGAACUGCAAAUUGCGAACAACUCCAGAUUUCCCAAUUCCUCCUCAUCUUCUUCACAGAUGAUGUCGCACGUGCAAACUCACUUUUGA